Molecule: messenger RNA, 53079 nt
Organism: Cinara cedri
Lineage: Eukaryota; Metazoa; Arthropoda; Insecta; Hemiptera; Aphididae
Source: the annotation of a GenBank genome assembly
AUGGCUGUAGAACGGAAGAUACGGAACGAAGCGAUGGAUUUAUUGGUUAUACUAUGUGUUUUAAAUUUAAGACGUAAUGAAGGAUCUAUUAGUUUUACUUAAUAUGAUGUGUUUUUUUAGAUUCAGAUCGUAGCAAGGGAUUUUUUUGGGGGUUGAGCCUCUGGACAACUUUUCGAACAGAAAAUUUCCUCCACUCGACAAAUGACAAGGCAAUAUUUUUAUUACCUUUUGGGUCUAGUUAGUGCAUUGAGGAGGCCAGUUUUAAUUUUAAAAAUGAUUUUCAUAAUAAUUGGGAAAACCCGGAAAACAAAUUAUCGGAAAAGUGGACAAAUAUUUUCAGUGCAUUGUAGAUUGUUCAUUUCAUCAUUUACAAUUUUAUGCAUUUUGGCGAGUUUCAGGCUAUUUACAAGCAUUUUAUGUUUGCGAGUUUUUUACUUAGUGAGUUUUAUUUGGUGGGUACUAUGUGAAUAUAUUUGUUUUUUCAAACAUACAUUGAAAACGUUAUAAGUUGUACUUAGUAGUAAGAAAAAAAGUAUGAUACAUAAAGUUAUUCAAUUUAUAUCUAUAAUCAACGUUAAACUAUUGCUAACGAAAAAUCAUACCAAACGAAAUUCGGUUAUACAUGUUUUAAAAGGCGUUUAUAAUACCGUAAUAUUUAUGGUAUUCAUCAAAAUUUGAUAUUAAAAUUCUUUAAAAAAAAAAAAAUACUUUAAUUCGAAUUUUGUUUACCACUAAAUACUACUCCUACAGAACGUUCUUUUAUACUUUCAAAAUAUUACAACCACCCUAAUUUGUUUGUAUUUAUUAUAAGUACAACUUAUAAUAAACCUUCUGUUAAAUUUUCAAGCAUUUCUAUUUGGUUUAACAUUUUUUUUUCCAUAGAUUACCUACCAAAUAAAAAUUUUGUCUAGAAAAGGCUUCGAUUUCUGUAAAAAUUCGAAGUCAACGAAUAUUUUAAACUGAAUUACAAACAAAUAAAAAAGAGCUGAUACUAGGGACGAGUGAGGUCACUGUUGUAGGUGAGAAGUUGGGAAGAUAGGAUACAUAAGGUUGUUUCAUUUAUAUCUGUAAGUAACGAUAAACCAUUGCUGACAAAAGAAGAUUCCGAGCACAGUUCAAUAAUACAUAAUUUGAAGUGCCGUAAUUUUUUUUAACCUAACCUUCCUACGUUUUUUCCCGAUUAUUAUGAAAACUAAUUCAAAAAUCAAAAAAAAAAAAAACUGUAUCAUUAAAAACAAGAUUAAUAAUUCAAAUAAAGAGGUCUCUUGUCGUUUUUCAAUUGAAGCCAUAUAAUCAUAAUAGUCAUAUUUGUACUAGAAAACGUGAUAAGUACUUAUUUAAAAUAACGAAAUUGUGAAAAAAUCCUAUUUUUUUUCCCGGUGACAAAAUAUUCUUAAUUAACUAAAUUGGGCCUAAAUCGCACAAUCCGAGUUGGGACAGAUUUACAUAGAUUGGGGCAAAAAAACAUUUCCUUGCCUUUUUUCAAACAUUUGUCCACUCAAAAUAAAUUGGCCCUGAUUUGGGGUACUACCUCUAAAUUUUAUUGGCCGGUGACCCAUUAUCAGUCUUGCCACUCUAUCGGUAGGCAAUUAUUUAGUAUACAAUAAAUUGUGUUUAUUUCGGUAUCCAAAAUAUACCAUGAUAGCCAUCAUUUACCUAAAAGGCGCCCCUAGACUAACAAAAAGAAGCCCCUAUUUCUUAGAACGUUGAACCCCACUUCUCUCAAUUUAUUUACCAAUUCUGUAUGUCUUUAUACAAAUGUUAUUUAAUAGAUUAAUUUAAAAGUAUUUUAAAGUCAAUUGAACUUAGGUUAACCUAAAAAAACAACUAAACUUUUUACAACCGCAUCACGUAAUUUUAUAUAUUUCACAUGCUCAUGAAAGCUACUGUUCUUUUGUAAAUUGAUUCGAGGUACUUAAAACUCUCAACCUCGCCUAUAAUUUCGUAUUUUCGUUAAUUGUCUAGUCCUAUUUCUCUAACUAUUCUUAGUCCCUCGACUUCAAAUGUUCUAAUAUUCAAAUAUUCUCUAUUCCUCAAGUCUACUCUUAACUUAUUCCGGAUUUUCUCUUAUCAACGUUAUAUAUUCUGCAAAACAUCAUGCACCAGGAUACCUCCUUUCAUCUGAUAUCUCCGCGCACAUUCGAGGUAGAACAAUCUACCAAAUUCUUAUUUAGAACCAUUCAUACUAUUUGAUAGAAUUUUACAUAGGUUCAAUCAAACGAAACCACAUUUGUUGAUUCUUACGACUGGUAGAGGUAGUAUUCUGAUCCUCUCCCACAAGACACAAGGAGCAUAUUGGAAAUAUUAUAAAUACGUAAUAUUGUCAUACAUAAAGAUAGGAUGUUUAUAACCUAAAAAACACACACAAAUGCCCUAAAAAAAAUAUGCAAAAAUUCUCUAAAUCUCCAAAAUAUACACUUUAAAAUUGACUAAACAAAUCUACUUAUUUAAGUAAAAACCAUUUAAUUUAAAAAUAAUCAUUGGUUAUAUAUAUAAUGUAGGUGCGACAAUGAGUAUCAGAGUAAUUUAAAAUAUGAAUUGUAAAAUUAAUAGACAAUACCUAGUAAACACUUAAAUUUUAAGUUUAAUUUACAGUAAAAAAACAUUAUUUAAUAAAAUCAAAAAUUAAGUGCUAGGGUCCAUAUAUGUGUAUGAUUAGGUUACAGAAUUGUAUGUAUGACUAAUUUUCACUAUUUUAGUUUCUAAGUGGAGCGAAAAAGCUUAUAUUUUUGUAAAGAUCAACGUGAGGAGAUACUUUAGGGAGGUCAAUUUUCAUAAAAUUUGAAAAACCGGAAUAAAACAUGGGAAAACGGGGAAUAAAGUAGGAAAACUGGGAAAAUCGGUACAACAUUAAACAAAUAUUAUUAAACAAAAUAUAGAAAACCUAUUUAAUUAUUUUACCAUGACAUAUAUUGUUGACAAAACAUCAUUAUCAACUGAACUUCCUUCAGAAUUGUUUUUUCGUAAACAAUGGUUUAUCAUUGCUUACAAGUUACAGGUAUACAUUAAUUAUCUAUAACAGAGGCUGCAUUCGUCCCCAUUAUCCUAUGACGUCUUUUUCAACUCGUUUUUAUGUGAGUUUUUGUAAUAUAAUCGAAAUCUAAAUUCAGUGGUUGAAAGAUUUUCUCUCUUUAACAGAAAUAAAAAAUGUUUACAUCACUCUAUAAGAGUUUUUCCUAGAGCAUGCUUUAAACAAAAAAAGGAAAACUGAUACAGCUAUUUAAGAUUUUGUUUAAGUCUUUUUAAUUGGAAAUAAUAACAAUGUGUCAUAAGCACUGUCCUUAAGUACAAUACAAACACAUAGUUAUGUGUAAUAUUAUGUAGUAUUAUACUAUUAUAAAGUAGUAUUUUAAAAUAUGUAAAAAUCGUACAUAUAGUAAUAUAUAGUAAUAAUUAUUAAAUUGUUACAAAGUAAAUAUCGAAAAAUAAAAUAAACUUUGUGUUGAUCGGUUCGAGUAAAUGGUAAGUAUAAAUUGUACGGACUAGUGGAUUAUAUUUAUUUUGUACAAACACAAAAUAAAUAAAUAGGUAGUCAUCAACAUGACCAUUGUAAACGUCGGGGUUUAUUGGAUCGAUCAUAUAAAACCGUUCCAAUUUAAAACUUCACAAAAAAUGUAUUGUAUAUCGUUUUCGGAUCGAUUGGAUCCAGGAACGGAUUGAGCUCAAGUAUGACCCUAAGAAAAUAUUUGUUUACAGCACAUUGCAAGGUCACCUAACUGACAUAAUAUCAUAACACAAAUCUGGAGCUUUAGCUGUAGUCAUCUUAUAAGUGAUUUUAAUUUUAUAAUAUAAAAUUAAAUUAAUAUUUAUUUAAAACAUAUUGAUAAGCUUAUUUUUGAGAUUAUAUUGUUUAGUAGUAGAAAUAAAAUAGCUCCUGCUAUUACCUAGACCAAAGCACGUACCUACUGCAAUCCAGGUCUGAUUGGAUCCAUAUGUGGGUGUAUAUAAAGAUAAGUUUUUUUUAUUUACGUUUAUAAAAUGUUUUUGGUUACGCAUAAAUAAUAAGCUCGAAAACUUGAUAUAAGGAUCAUAUAGGUACUGAUCUGACAGUGUUAUUUACGUAUAUUAGUAAAUCGCGUAAAAUUCUAACAAAAUUUACAGGGCAUUUUUGAUUCCGUUAUCGAAAUAUUUCGGUGUAAAUCGAGAAAUUACGACUACUCUGUAAAAUCUAUAUUAUUUUACGGAUCUCGCGUGAUUCCAAUAGCGUCUAUAAUUACACUUUUAACCUUUAUUCAGUCGCUCAAAAGACCGCGCGCCGUUUGACCUUUCUCGGUAGUCCGAAAAAAAAAAUCGUCUUUGGCAACGGUCGCGGUACGGCAUAAUAACCGAACAAUAUAUUACAUGACGUUAUAUUUUACCGUGACGCGUCCAAAUAACGGCGAAAACGAAAAAUAGCCGACCGGCUUUCGAUAACGGCCGUUAUCAUACCAGUACGUGUGCUAUUUUGGACGAAUAUAAAGGGUGAUUCACACAAGGGCUUUUGGCGUUUAAGCGUAACCCGAUCAUGGACUAGAAUGGUGUAUAAUUAAUAUCGAUAAAAAUACUCGCUGAUGAGUGAUGACUAUACGCCACAAAAAGUCGAAUUAAUUCAAAAAGUUUAAAAGGUUGUAAUUAACCAAUAAUUGGCGUUAUUGGUGUAAUGGUGAUGUCUCAAUUUUAUUUUUGUGUAGUAAUUCAAUACGAAAUAAUCGUAGAAUAGGAAUUUUUAGACAAGGUAUACUUUGGUAUUGUACCAGAUAUUAAUAUCUAAAAUACUUUUUGGUUCUUUUCAAGUUAUUAUAGCUACAUGAAAUUUUUGAAUUUUUUUCCAUCUAUAUUUGGGUAACAUUUUUGAUCGGAAAGGUUCACCUUGGUAGAGUCGUUAAUAAAAAAAUUAAUAAAACAACUUGAGGAAAUGUCGCAGAUAUUUUUUCUUUUUAUUAGGCAUGUUUGAAUUUCAAAUGUGGACUAAAAUUCAUGUAUGAUAAUAAGUCAUGUUACGAUAUUCGGUGCUGUCUUUUUCGUUUUACCAUUUUCAGAACAGUAUUUUAUUUUCUAAUAUUUGAAUUUCUAUCGGGUUUUUGCGUCCGACAUUGAUUAGAACGUUAAAUAGAACUCUAGUGUGAAUCCCCCUUAACUACUGCUGAUAAAGCGCGUGACGACGACGACGACGACGACAAAAUUUGCUGCUCUCGUCGGCUGGCGCGUGUUUAGCGCGGAUUGCGCGCGCGCCCGAUUCUCGACCGUUGUGGUGGUGGGGUGGGGUGGCGCGGGCGUGGCACUUAACGCGCGUAACAGCCUUGGGCUCGUCGUCGUCGUCGCCGUCGACGACGACGCCGCCACCUCCACCGCGCCACCGUCCGCCACCGCGUUCGUCGUCAGCCGCCACCGCCGUAGCGUAGCGUCGUGUGCGCCUCACACGCAGUGUGUCUACCGUUGCGUCGUGCUGUACCGUUGUCGUUGUCGUAUCCUCGUCGCCCGAUACUCGUCUCCCGCGAAAAUUAUCUCGUCGUUCGGUUUUUAUCGCGCGAGUGCAUCGAGUUUUUGUGUACACGAUUUGUUAUUGUAACAAUUUUUUAUUCCGAGGACGACGUCUCUUCUGAUAUCGAAUUAAAUUCACGCAGGGAAAAAGAUAUAUAUUUAUAUAUUUUAUUUUGUUUUGGUUUCUUCGUCGUCCCAUGCACCGUUUCCUGUCGUAAGUAUAUUCAAAUCCGCGUGCAUAAUACAAUAUUAUAUAAUUGUUGUUUAUAAAUCAUUAUAAUACACCAUAGGCAGUAUUUUUUCUGGGGGACACUUUUUCAACCUAUAAUGCGUUACCAGAUCGACCUACAAUAUUUAAAAUAUUGUCUGGAUGGUAGUUUUUUUUUCUUUCUGUAAAACUAAUGUCAGAGCUUAUAUUUUGCGUCGAGUAGGCACUAUAAGUAUAAUAUUCAUGAUAAGACGUUGUGGUAUUCGGAAUACGCUGGCUAUUUUUAAUACCCAAAACCAACUAGUUUAUCAUGGGUCGAUUGUUGAAUAGGUAGUUAUGUCUGCGAUAUUAUCGGCACAUUAUAAUAUUAUUAUCUGUUCAACCAAUAAGCGUCGUGAUAACCGAUUAGAUAAUAUAAUAUUUUCAGUAUUUUUAAAUAGAAUAUUGGGAAAAAACAUAAAAUCGACGAAAACUGCCUGCAUAUUAUUAUCAUUUUAUUUUUCUGUUUUUAAACGGUUUGUCCAUUUAUGAUUUUUAUACCAGAGGUAUCUAUCUCUUUUAAAUUAAUUAACGUUAGAUAAAUGUUUACUAUAUUUUAGAUUUAGAUAAAAUAAUAUUCCCCUUCAGUUUUCAAUUAUUUAAACUUUUCUAUAAAAUAAUCCGAGAGUUACAGUUUCCAAUGUCUCUAAUAACAAUAUCAUCGUCAAUUUAUUGUUUUGAAGUAUCUUCGUUUUUUAAUAAUAUUUUGAACUAGAGAAAAAAUAAUAAUGCCUAAAUAAUAGCUAAACUAUAAUAAUUUAUUAUCGCUAAAAGUCAGAAUAAAAUCUAUAAUUAUUAAUUUCUAAAAAUCACGCUCGUUGAAUAUUCUUAAAAUGUAUCGUGAAAACAGUAGAGAAGAACAUUUCGGAGGGGGUCGUCCAAUCUUUUUGAGUAGCCCAUAAUAAGUACACGUAAUUGUUUACUUAAAAUUAUAAAUGUUCGUUUCAUUGACUGCCAUUAAAAUUGUUAUACUUUUGAAAAAUUGUCCGAGAUGGUAGGGGGAGUUUGGACUUCUAGACUUCUCAUCAGACGCUGGUGUUAGUAAUACACGUAGGUACGCAUUGUAUAAUUUUCAUGUUUUUCUCAAAGCUAUUCGAAAAUGAAUUUCAAUAAUAUAAUAUAUGACCUAUGUAUGUAUCUACAGAACCGGGACGUUUAAAAUGAAUUGUAAAAUUUUCCUGGAAAACAAAUAAUCGAAGAGCCCACUAAUAUUAUAUACCCGUACUAUAUAAUAUUAUAUACACCUAACUUAUUCCGAGGACAAUUUUCAAUUACGUCCUUCGGGCGGUAAACUGUCUAAGUACUUUAUACAAAACCGCCCUGUAUAUAUAUGUAUACUUUCGCCGUUAGUACCUAUUAUUAUGCGUAUAAUAUUUACAAAACACAUUGCCACCGAGAAACUCUUUAAGAAACUAUAUGUAUACAAUGCAAACUAAUAUAAUAUAUUAUGCUUAAUUUACCUGCCUAGUGUAUUAUAAUUUCUCAUAUUCAGCGAUCGUUUUUAAUAUUACCCAUAAUAUUAUUCAGUGCAUACUCAUACUUAUUAAACGAAUUAAUAUGUGUAUUUUGAAAAAAAAAUAAUAAUAAUAAUAAUAAUAAUAACGGACAAAUAUUUCGCGCGCACCCCGCGGCGACAUAUUAGUUCGGUUCACACGUGCGUUGCAGUACCGCGACACAGUACGACGACGUACGCGAGAACUUGGUGAAUACAAAGUUUUACCUUACUAGUAUUAUUAUUGUUGUUAUUGUAUCGUCAACAAGUGGUUUCUGUUUACGGUGGCCAUUUAUGAGCGUCUACCCCGCCGAUACGCGGUACAACGUGGAAUUAUUGGACAGUAUAAUAUUAAUAGUGUAAAUAAUAUAAGAUGCCCCCAGAUAUAAGCGUCUAUAGUGUCUACAGACGAGUUUAAUAGAAGAAACAAAAAGAUAGACGAGAAAUUGAGAAAGUAGGAUACAUAAAGUUAUUUAAUUCAUAUCUGUACCUACGUAACGAUAAAUCAUUGGUAACGAAAUACGAUUCUGAGCGAAAUUUAAUUAAACUAUUUUCAUUAAAACUUUAACUUGCCAAUGUUUAUAAAAAAAACAUUGCAUUACCUACGCAGGUUUUUUUUUUUUUAACCAUCAAAAACAACUUAUGAACUUCGUGUUAAAUUUCAAAUAUUUUGGUUUAACUAAAAAAAUAUAUUAACAUAAAUCGAAAAAUAAUACGCGAAAUUACGUAAUUUUUACAAUUUAUAUUGAAGUGAAUUUCAAACGUGUGUAUAAAAAUAAAACUACUGCAUUUGCUAAACUUUUUUCACUACUAAGUGCAUUGUCAAUCAUUUCUGAUCGACCGAAACAAUUCUAUCCACAUUAAAUCAAGUUAAAACUAGAAAGAAUUCGAAAAUUUCGAAUAUCGAAUAACAAUUGUCAGAAUGCUUUUGAAAUUUUAAGUCGCCUAGAAAAGACUCCGAAAUACAAAAAAAAAAAAACAAUCUUAAAUAAUGAAAUCGUUAUUGCUGUAAACUAUCCCGUAUUUCCUACGUUUUUCCCCGAUUUCUUCAAAAAUGGUCUCUUGUAAGUUUCUGAUUUGUCCAAGGUUUCUGGUAGGAAUAUUACUGAUAGAUAGAAAAAAAAAUGUCCACCUACAACAUUAUAGUAAAACCAAUACAUUCCUCGUUACUCUCUGAAUCUUAAAUAGUAUUAUUUUGAAUUCGUGUUCAACGAUGAUUAAAAUAUUUACUUAGAAGUUCUUUUUCACAUUUCACAUGAUGAGACAUAACACUGUGUCGUUCACGGCAAUAUGUAAUAAUAAUUAUAUUACGCUGUAGUUAAAAAAAAAUUAAUUAAUUAAAAUGCACUUUUAAACGGACUACCAGUAUUAUACCUAUAUAAUAUUAAAUAUAGUAGUAUACCUCUAUUAUAUCCCUCAUUGUACUUAUUCGUACGCUUUAAAGGCUAAAAACAGUAGAAACCAAUAGGCAGUGGCACAAACAGGCCUCAUUUUUUUGAGUUAUCAAUUAAAAAAAAAAAAAUUCUGAAACGGUUUUCGGGAUAAUAAAUUACUAAAUAAAUAGGUGACCUGUACGACCUACACAUAUUUAAACCAACCAUAAAACGUCUGGAAUUGCAAUACAAAUUAUAAAACUGUACGUAUUAUGUAGAAUUUUUUAAAAAAUAUCAAAUUUCGUUGUAACCCCUCCCCCCCCUUUGUUGUACCACUGCAGUCAAUAGCUACUUAUCUAUACUAUCUCUAUUUAAUAAUAUGCUAUGAGUUGGUAGUUAAAAUCAGAGUUAAAAAAGUAUAUUUCGUUUUACAAUUUUGUACUUUUUUGAUUCUGAACGAAACUUUUAUCACGUGUGCCUUUUUUGUCUUUUCCAAAACAUUUGCUCCGAUCAAAGCUGUAGAGGAAUAUUAUUGUAGAAUUUCGGAUCUAGUUGGUACAUUAGGGAAGUGAUUUUGUUUUAACCUUGUACUUCUCUUAAUAAGAAUUAAAACCCGAAAAAAAACUUCGAAAAACCGGAAACAUUUAAGCCUCGCAGUAGGUUUUAUCAAAAUCGUUUUUUUCUUGUAAUUCAUUAAUCGUAAUGAUAUAAAGUGUACAUCGAAUAUUUGGGAUAGAAUUUUGUACAUGUAAUAUGAUUUUCGAAAUAUUUCAGCUCUUUUUGAGUUAUUUAUAUAUCUUUUUGAGGUUGUACAUUUUUUUACGACAACUUUAAUUUUCUCUAAACCUACAUAUAGCCAGUCGUUUAAAUGCGUUUUCGUUUAAGACGGAUUUGUUUACACAUAUGUUUGAUAACAAAACGGCAACGUGUUGAAAAAAUCGGAAAUUGUUUAAUUAUUUUUCAUGUCUUCUUAUUUUAAAAUUCAUAGGUAGUAAUAGCUUAGCCGUUUUUGUAAUAAUAUAUAGGUGUACAAUGUUUAUUAUGCUUGUACAAUUAAUAGUUUCUCUUUCGUACCUAGAUGAUUUAUUAUUGAAAUAAUCGUUUUACUGCAUUUAAGCAUAAUAAUCUGUUAAAAAAAAAAAAUAAAAAAUACGAAUUACUGGAUAUAAUGUACUCGUCACUCGCAAUGGUGAUUUAUCUAUCGGAUUAUUAUUAUUUUUUUUAUUAGAUUUUCUCACUUCCAAUAACAUUACGUGAUGACAGGUAUUUAUUAGGCUAUUAAUUAUUUAAAAAUUAUUAAUACAAUAUCAGCUACUUGAAUACGAAAAUUUUGACCAGCGUUGCACCUAUAAUAAUGCGUGUACUCGUGAAAUCGAGAAAUAUGUCAUUCUAUUUUUAUCGCAAAAGAAAUUUUUUUAUCGGCGACGGUGUGUUUUACGAGGUAAUAAUUAUUAAUUGGAAUCUUAUAAUAAUAUUAAUAUUGUAUAAGUAGCCUUGGCGCGUAAAGAUCUUUUUUAAACGUCCGAGCGUCCGUAUCAUCGGUGACGUGAUUGUAUUACAUCAGCUGCCGUUUCGGUUUUAUAGACUACUUGUUGGUCGUGUUGUCCUUGCUUGAGAUACCCUUUUAGAACUCCGUGGAUGUAAUUAUUCUUCCGUUUUAAGACGAAAUAUAAUAUGCGACUGGUUAAGACUGGCUAGCGACUCUGGUUUUAAUCGUUUUCGUUAAGUUUUAAAAUAAAUUUUUUUAUACAAAUAUGAUUUUAUAAUAUUAUAAUUAUACGCUAAACGUUUUAUCUUUUUGACGUUUUUCGUUAUUAUUUUUAAACGAAUCGCAAUUAUUAUAUUAAGACUGUGAAUUUAAACCACAAAUAAAAAAACUACUCUAGUGAAUUUGAUGAUCUUAAAAAGUAAACAAAAAUAAAUGCAUUAACGCAUUUUAUAAACGGAAAAUAUGGUGAGCGAUUAGGGUCUACCCCCAGGGGCGUCUGCUAUAAAGGGGGAGUGCCUUAACUAUAGUAAUUUAACUUGUUCAUCGGGAGGGGACGAAAAGACAUGGUUUUGCCCAAGAUGCCAAUAUAUAUAGCGCCGGCACUGUUGGAGGAGAAAACAUUGAAAUGUAGUGAAAUUAUAAGUUUAUAACGUGUAUUUUACGGGAGUAGAUACAUAAAUCGUAAUAUAUUUUUAUGUUCAUGUAAUAUAAUACUCCGUAUUGAAAGUUUAUCAAAAAUUCAGAACAAAAUUAUAAAAUAGACGUACAACGAGAAAAAAAAUACCGAAACAAAAUUUCAAAAUUGAGUUCUUGUGUAAAGGCAAGUUUCCACUGCGAUGUUCUCGUGUAAGUGCACGUAUCUAUCUGCGCUUUACUUGGAUGGUCACAAUAAGAUUAGCGUGGUGACAAGGGCGAUGACUUUUUAGGUAACCAAAAUUUUCAGCCGUGUUAUUAUAUGUUUAAUCAAGUUACCAUAACGUUAGAUAUAAUAAAACAAUUUUCGUGUGCCCUGCGUGUUCUUUUUGAUAACGAUGAUUGACAAUAAAUUUAAAAAAAAUACUGAUACUGGAGACGGGUGCAGCCACUGAUGUAGGUAAGAAGUUUGAAGGGUAGGAUAAAUAAGUUAUUUAAUUUAUAUCUGUAUGCGAUAAUAAACUAUUUCGAACGAAAAAUGAUAGAGCGAAGUUGGGUAAAACAAAUUUUGAAAUUCCGUAAUUUUUGUCAAAAAACUAAUGCAUUAAACUCAAAUUUACUUUUUAGACCACUUAGUACAAAUUAUAAUUUACCUAGUGUUAAAUUUUCAAACAUAUCUCUUAAGUCAUAUAAUUUUAUUAACAGAUACCUGAGAUUUCUAAGGAUUCUGGUUGAAAACAUCGUUUGCAAAAAUUAAACCGGCGUUAAAACAAUUAAACCGGGACAUCUUGUUACUGUAAAUAUAAAUCAAUUUUAAUAUUUUGGUUUUUCCAAAUUAUUAUUAAAAUUACUUUGGAUAUCAAAAAACAACUUUCCUUGCUAGUGGCUGUGUAUUAAAAGGAACAAAAUCAAUAGUUUGUCACUUUUUGAUUUGAGAAAUAUUUCUGAUAGUAACAUAGUUAAUAAAAAUUAAAAACAUUUAAAUCAGUAAUGCCGCAGCGUGUAGUUUUCAUUAAAUUUUUAUUUCUGAUUCAUCCCAAUUAUUUAAAAAAAAAACACCUUUGAAAAUCAAAAAAUGAUCUUUUUAAUGUACCAACUUUACAAAUUACCUCUGUACGUCGGAGCAAAAUUUCUGUUUUGUUUAGAGACAAAAUAAUUAAAAUUUAAAAACAAGCACAUAUAGUAAAACCAAUAAAUCCUUCGCUACGCUCCGAAUCUAAAAUAAUAAAAAUGAUCAUAAUUCAUAUAUAUAUAUUCGACUUUUUGACAACUAACUUUCUGUGUCCAAAAUUGAUGAAAAUUCUCAGUAGCUUCGUCUGGCUAUCUAUUUCCUUAUUAGUAGUACAGUAAAACUUCUGUUAACGGUCACCUCUAUGUAACGGUCAUUUUUUGGUCCCAUCAAGUGUUACGACUUAAAAAAAAAAAGACUGUUCUAAAGGACGGUCACAUCUAAAUAGCGGUAUUAUUUCCGGUCCCUUAAAUGACCGUUUUAUGGACGUUUUACUGUAUUAUGUUCUUUAUACAAAGUAUAAAUGUAUAAAAUUAACAUUUUUCUUCUGUACAUUUCGACAUUAUAAAUUUUAAUUCCUCUCUUUAUUUUCAUUUUGUAUACACAAAAUAUUAACAGAAUACUAGUGACACGAGAAUUCAAAAAAACAAACGUCAAGGCUCAAUACCAAUAAACAUAAUAUUAUUAAAUUAUGAUCUUAUCAAAAUAUAUUAUGGUUCUAUCAGCAUAAAAUAUUAAAUAAGUAUUACCAAAUAAACCAUUGGUGAACGCCGUUAAAAUUUUCACAGCGUGUAUUUACGAACAUGUACGUGCACGUACAAAUGACGUUGCAGUGAAACCUUUUUCAUAAUGAACUCAGUUUUAAAACGAAUGGUCUGGUACUCAUAAUGUUUUAAUGUUUUUAUAAUACAUUUUCGAAUAACGGUGGUGUCGCAGCUACCACACCGUGUUUCAUUCAAAAAUUUGUUAUUUAUUAAUUUUACAAACCUUAUAAUAAUUAGCUGUAUGGCCUAUGGUAUUUAAACUUGACGGGAUAAUGUGUGUAAUAAAUGAUGGUGUGUAUAGUCGUGAUGACGUACAAAUUGUACAGUUAUUAUUAUAUACAAUAACAUAGCCAAAAACGUGUAAUAAUUAAUAAUUAUUAUAAUUAAAUCGAUUAUAAUUCAUUGACGAAAUGAUUUACGUAUAAUUAAAAUUAUAUUAUAUGUAUACGAUUGUGAUAGUUUAUUAAUCACGCUGUUUGUCACGUGAUCGUUGACAUUUGUGAUAUUGUAUUUUAAUUCUUUAUUAUAAACAAUUAUAUAUUCGAAAUAACCACGAAAAACCGUUUACUAAAAUAAAAAACAAUUAUAUAAGUAUAAUUUUCGAAUGAAUAGUAUAAUAAUAGUACCAAUUUUUUGUUGUUUUUAUACCGCGUUUGUUAUAUUAUACUACAGAGUUUUCCAAAUGAUAUUAUGUUACAGUUCUGAUGAAUAAUAGUGGGCGUAUGCAUGGUUAUUUCAUUCUCUUAUGUUCUCAAAAUCGUAACAUAUAUGAUUUGAAAGACCCUGUAUAUUGCUGUAUAUACACACGUGUCGUACAAUUGGACGACUAUGGUAUGUAUCGUGUCUGGUGGUAGUGGUAGUCGUAGUCGUUGUCGUCGAGUAUAAUAUUAUUGUUAUUAUUUUUUUUCGUUGUGUGUUUUAUCGUGGAGGGGGGGGGAGGGCAAAGGUUAUCGGUUCGCCGUCGCUCCGACCCCGACAUACGUACGCCACAGUAGACGCUCUGGUAUAAUAAUUUACGUAUGCGCGAGCUCCGACAACUAGAAGCCGAGUGCUUAAACGUGUACCUCGAGAUAUGUUUUCGAUAUCUUCGUUAUUUUUAAUAUUAUAAUUAUUGUUUUAACCCCGUAUCGCCGUCUACACUAAUAUUUUGAACGACCAUUCUAGAAUGUUACUUUUUAUACAGAUUUCGAAUAAAACAAAUUCUAUAGAUUGAAGAUCUGGAAUAUCACUAUUCAAUAACUCUGGAUAACGAUGAUAUUAAACAAUUUACACUUAAAAUUUAAGAGUUCCGAAUUUUUGUUCUUGACAUUUUCUAUCAUGUUUAUCUAGCUCAACAAUCGUGACUUGUGACCAAACCCAGGGAGCUUCUCCAAGUAUUAUUCUGGUCAAAUGAUUAUGCAGUAAUAACUCCUGGAAUGACGAUUAUUAUUAUUAUUAUUAUAAUUUUUUUUUUUUGCUAUAAGCUAUAGAUAUUCCGUACUUCUAGACACUCUGUACCUUUAAUGUGAUUUUUCAAUGAUGAAACAUGACGAUAGGUUGUCUCGUGCAUGUAUAAUAUUGCUCUCCAAUCUCCAUACUAAUUCAAUAACGGGUGUUCUUCGGAAGCUCUAUGAUAACAUUAUAUUUUCAUUAGAGAAAAUCUCUGUGGUAUCGUGUCUUAUGGUCCUAUAGAUCAACCUAUUUAUGUUAUAACCAAUUGAUAAACGUAAAAAAAAAAUAAGUUUGAAUUCAUAAACGAGUUUACAACAAAUGCUUAUUUAUAGCCAUCUAAGCAUUUUUUUAAUUUUCAUCAAAUAUCAGUGUACGAGAAUAAAACGUUUAUAAAUUCGUCAAUUUUAUUAAUAGUAAACACUGAACACUAGUAAUGAGCACUUCCGAAUGAUUAAUACUUAAUACUAACGAUAGUUAUCGAUAGUUUGGGUGAACUAUUGAAUGUUUCAUUUGAAUUGUUCUUUUUUCCAUGACGGAAUAGUUCUACUGGGGAAAACUAUCGAAUAUUUCAAAAGAACUAUUGGAAUAAUAGUUUUUCCCAAAUAACCGAAUAAAAACUAUUUUAAUAAUUCGAAUGCGAUCAACUAUCGAAUCAUUCGAUAGUAAAUUAUUGUCUAUUCGAUCGUGCGCAUCACUAGUAAAUACCUACUAAACAUUAUAAUAAAGUAAGUGACAAUUUUUAAUAAUAUAAAAAAUAUGAAAACGUCAAUUUGUAUUUAAUAAACUGAAACGUCUGUACUUCAUCUCAUAAUAUAAUAGUAUAACAUAAUCAAAGAAUCGUGGUUUGAGGUACGGCAUUAAGGUCGUGGUUUUGAUGAGCAUUUACUUACGUACUUACGGUGAUGGGAGGAGGUGGUUAAGGGUCAUAACGGGUUGUUAGGUUAUUCGUACAUACGAACUUUUCCUCCGAUAUAGAAAUAACAAUGUCGUCGUUGACGUGCACAUAAUAUAUCAUUUACCCACAGUAUUAUCUGGUGGAAAUAAUCGUCGCGUCUUUCCGAAGAUCUCCAUUCGAAACGUAAUAUUACUUGAUAUUUAUAUUUUAUAACCGAAAAACAACCAAGCAACAAGAAUAGUAAUUCGGUUUGUGUACCGGGGCUGCAGAGGCGAUCACGUCUGAUAUACGCGUUGCGAUAUUAUUGUGAUAAUAAUAUAAUAGUGUACACGAGCUCGUGCGUGUCAACACUUGCCCAGUGCAGCGGCGGCACACGAUAAAACGCGCGUAAACCGAGUAGUCAGGAUUCUGAAUAAUAAAUUAUAAGGUACAUAAUAUACAGAAAUCGACAAAAACAAGGUAAUAAAAUCGAUGAUAUACGAGUUGAAAGACGUUACGUUUUCAACGACGACCAGGGGUAGAGACGAGUAUCGUAUUUUAAUUUUCGGCCGUACGCAUCCUCGUAUAGAGUACCUAUACUAUAAUAUAUAAUAUAUGCUAGUGAUGAGCAUAGAUGCUUUCGAAGCGUUUUAAGCAAAUCCAUAUGUUUGAAGUGUUCAUUAUACAAAUGUUUAAAACAAUUUAAAAGUUCAAAAAUUAAAUUACUAAUAUGUUUUGAAAUAUAUAGAUAUAGUUCCUAUUCAUUCUUUCAAUAUAAAUAAAAAAAAAACUAUGUCUAUUGGGUAUUAUUGGAUAAAUAAAUAAAAAAGAUGUCCUAGGAUAAUGGGGACGGGUACAGCCACUGUUAUAUAUAAUUUAAUGUAUACCUGUAACUUGUAAGCAUCGAUAAACCAUUGCUUACGAAAAAACGAUUCUAAGCGGAGUUCAGUUGAUAAUAAUGCUUUGUCAACAAUAUAUAUAUAUCAUUUUAUAGUAAAAUAAUUAAGUAGGUUUUAUAUAUUUUCUUCGAUAAUAUUUGUUUAAUUUUCUACCGAUUUUCCCAGUUUUCUUACGUUUUUCCCGGUUUUCCUACAUUUUAUCCCGGUUUUUCACAUUUGCUGAGAAAACUUUUGGAAAAAUCAAAAAAUGACCUCCCUUAUGUACUUAGUGGAAUUUUAUUUUAGAAACAUUGCUAUCAUUAAAAGUUGGAGUGAAAUUGUUAAUUGAAAAGUUGUGCACAGAAAAAAAGAAGACCGUAAUAUAUUUUAACUAAUACCUACAUUUCUUAUAUUUUCUCAUCCUUUUCGGUUUUUCAAAUUUGAUGAGAAAAUCGAAAAAUGACUUUCCUAAAGAACCUUCUCUCACCGAUUUCCUUUCAAAAAAAGUGUUAUACUUACAAAUCUGAGCAAGUCUUCUGGUAGAAAAGUUGCGCGCAGAUAAAAAUAAAAAAAAUUAACAUCUUUGUAAAACUAGCUUCUUCAUGUCACUCAGAAUCUAAAAAUUUUCAAUUGUUAUUUAAAAAAAAAAAAUAAACUUAAUUUUUAAAACCAAUAAAAACACAUUUUUGCAACCCUGGAUGGACACAAUCGAAUACUAUUGAACUAUUUCAUAGACAAACUAAUCGUUUAUGAAAAAAAAUGUUCAAUAUAGAUUUUAUUCGGUUAUACGGGGAAAAUUAAUUGUUCAAAUUAAAUGUUCGAAAGUCCGCCCAAACCACCGGGGUAGUAUGAAACUAUAAACUAUUUGGAAGUGUCCAUUACUUACUAUACAUACCUACUGCAGUACACAAGAGUAUAUAUAUAUAUAUAGAGAGAGAGCGAAACAAAAAUCCGAUAUAGGAAGAGGUGAAUGAGAUGUGUACGAUAAUAUUAAUACGUCUCGAAUUCUCGGCACGCGGCGACGGCCGGUGUCUUCUUUAUUAAGUUCGCUCGGCAGCAGUCUCUUCGGGUAAAAAAAAAAAAAAAAAAUCAUUCUAAUAACAAUAAUAAAUAACCGACGCCGCCGUCACCACCACCGCGCCGCCGUUGAUUUCAAUAUUGCGCGUUGCCACGUUUCACGUGUGUGGACUAUUAUAAUAUACGCGCGCUUAUAAUGUAACCGUGUGCGUGUGCGCGCGCGCGCGUCGCAUAUAUAUUAUGAUCGCGAACAUACACACGAGCGAUAUUGUAUUUUAUACAGGGUGUGUGGCCAUCGUCGAUUUGAUGAUAUCUAAACUCGUAUCUUAACGUCAAAAAGAUAUCGGUUUUCUAAUACAGACAUACGUAUACGAUACGUCAUACAUGAUGAUAUUAUAAUAUUUUUGGUGCCCAGGCAGUGUAGAUUUUCGUUCAAUAAAACCUAUAUUUGUACUGUAUAGGUUUUGAUAAAGAAGUGAAUGAACCCAUUAUCAAACUUUAAUUAGAGAACAUUAUCCGUGGUAUUUUACGUUCAUUUUUAAUGCGUAGCGUCCUCUUAAGUCAAUUUUAUAUAGUUUUCAAUACAAGCAAAUUAAAUUUUUAAAAUCGCUAAUUAUAUAGUUGCAUAAUACAAUUAUUACGAUAAUGCCGCUUUAUAAUCCCCUCAUCUCAACCCUCAGAACGUCUAUGUGGUGCAAAUUAUAAUUUACCUUCAUGUAUUGAACCCGUAGAAAAAAAUAUUCCUGUACAUCUGAACUCUCUUUUUACUAUUGUAAUAAUUAUUUUAUAUAAAUGUUAGGAUAACAUAGUAUGUUCUGUUCUUUUUAAAACCAAUUAUUAAAAAAAAAAAAAAAAAUCGUGAGUCGCUGCAGUUUGAAAAUUCAAAUAUAUACGCAAUAUUAAAACCAGAUACACUACAGAGGUGUAAAUGCCCCCUAGAAUUUUGUUCGACCCCUGACAAAUACAACAAAAUGUAUUCAAUAAGUGCGCAUAAUACUCUGUUAUAUUUUACAUCGAAAUGACCAAUGAAAAAAGUGAGCCCCUCAGAAAAAUUGUCUGGAUUCGUCAAUGUUUAUACACCUAAUCUUCAUAGAUAACAGAAUCACCUUGUAUAUUAUACACGAACAGCGGCUAUGUAUCAUGGCAGUCCAACGCGAUUUUAUAUUUUUUUGCUUUUUUUUUCUAGUACAUUUACAUUUAUCGCCUUGCCCGGGGUUUCCUGCCGUCUGACCUCACGGGGGCCCAUUAGUGUAUAUACUCAUAUAUAUGACGACUUAGAGGUACCUUUUUAUUAUUUAUUUAUUUGUUAUUAUUCUUUUUCCACGCUCGCUCUGUCGUCCGUCGUUUUUUCUUCUAUUUUUUCUUAUGCAAAUUCCCGUCGAAUAUAGCGCGCUCGUCGAAUAUUAUGUCGUACGCACGUGUGUGUGUAUAUUUGUAUGUUCGAGACGACGGCCGCGAUCAACGGCAAUAACAAUAAAAAUAAUGCGAAAACAACUAUGUUUGAACCCAUGUAAAAAAAAAAAAAAAUAAUAAUAAAUACCUGCCGUAUCUUGUUAUACGUGAUGUUUUUUACCCCCUGCAAACGAUAGGUACCGGUCGUAUUAUAGUAUUAUUCGAAACGGAAUAAUUAUUAUUAUUAUUAUUGCUAUUUCCGUGCUCUCGUCUCGCGUAUAUUAAAACUCAAACUUUACACACGACAUGUGUAAUAUUCGUUUUAGUUAAUUUGGUCGUCCAAUAAUAAUCACAAAGACGAUCGAAAAGAUAUUUGUAUGUGUGGAUAUGUGUCCCGGUAACGUGCAAUAUAACCAUGGAAAUUUAGUCUCCUGAAAAAAUAAUCCCAUAUAAGUUUUUGCCAAGGGUAAUGGGUACUAUUACAAAGUAAAAAUUAAAAUUAAUCUAAUUAUUAGAAUUAUUCUAUUAUGCCAUUGCGUAUAAUAAAAUUCCCCACAAAUAAUGUUAAUUUUGGAUUUAAUGAUUAAUUAUUGUAUAUGAUAAAAACGAUUCAGACCGAAGACUGUGUGUCAUAUCAAUCAGAUAUAUAAUAACUACAGACAUAUUAUAAUGGAUAAGAAAGAUACCGAUAACUUCGGUACUCAACUUUAUAACUUAUAAAAGUGGUAAUAUUUGUAAAAUUCUUCAAGUUCUGUGCAUGUUCAUUUCUGUGUAUUCGAUACUACAGUGGUGUACUACAGUAUAUAUAAUUUUGUUUUUCUUUACAUAUUAUUAUUGGCAUUUAAUAUUAAUAUGAGAUUAUUUUUUCGGGGUUUUUUUUGAAGACUAAAGUUCCAAGGUUUAAGCAAAUUAUUUGGCUCAUUAAUGAUUCUCUCAGUACCUGCGUAUGUUAUUAUUUCAUAUUACCCGGUUUCCGUAUUGUAUAUGGGGCCAUAUAUUCUUCUGAAAACCUUCUUUCCAAAGGUUAGUAAUCUUAUCUCGUCCCCUUAAGUUGUCGACCACGUCUCACAACAAUAUAUUACUAUGGAUCUUAAAUAUGAAAUAUAGCUUUCUUUUGGUUUCUCUGGAGAGAAGAAGCUUAGAACUAAUCAUUCUGUUCAUUGAAUAAUACCUUCGAUUUGCCGUAUUCAGCCUCAAUCUUAUUUGAAAUAAUUAUUUCUAAUAACAUAUUUAAAAUGAAGACUUUUUUAAAAAAAAAAUAAAUUAAAUGUAUACAUUAUACAUAAUUACAUGAACAUAACGGUCAAAUUUUCUUUGAUAAAUAAACAAAUAGAGAAAAAAAAAUAUAUAUUUAUAUAUUCCUUUGACCCGAGGCACGUCACUAACUAAAAAACGAUUAUACUCGUAUUAUUAUAUAAGUUAUGAUUUUGAUAGAAAUUCGUUAAAUAAUAAUCUUUCCGGAAUAACGAAUUUCGUGCGAAUAUAAUGUAGGUGUUUGAAGACGGGGCGGAUUUUUAAUAUUAUGUAGUUCUUGUCGUGGAAAAUAUAUUUUAUCCACAUUUAAAAUCGUUCUCGGCCGUCACACAUCGCGCGUCCUGUUCGUGUCACCUCUAUUAUAUUAACAGGUUGGUCCGGCGGCGACGGUGAUGGCCUUUUCGUGAAUGUGUGUGCCUGUGUGUAGCGGGACAGAGAUUUCUCGUAUGUAUAGGUUAGGUUAGGUUACAGGUGUAGUUUUUUGUAGUAGGUACCCAUGUCGACCGACCGACUGUGAAAUGGAAAACAAAACACAAUGGGACGUUUUUCGGUAGUACGAGUGGUGGUAGUAUACGGUAUGUGUAUACGGUAAAAUUGCUGUUUGUCGUCGCAUAUUGAACACCGGAAAUCAAACUUAUUGGACCCGCGCGGCACUGGAUGGCGUGCGUAUAGGUACGUCGAGCCGGCCGCCGUCGCCGCCUCUACAUGUGCGUUAUAAUAUCACAAUGGUCGCAACGCGCGCGUUUACGCACUGUUGCCAAGUCUAAGUAUAUCAUUAUAUAAAUUAUCUCGGGCGCGACUCAUUUCCUAUCUCGAUGAUUUUUUUUUUAAACGUGUUGUUUAUGUGUAUACAUAUAUACCGCGUAUUAUAGUAUAGGUACCUGUGCAUAAUAAUAAUAAUAACAAUAUCGUAUUUCUAUGUAUGUAUGUAUGUAUGUAUGUAUGUUAUGUAUGUACGUAUGUAUAUAUGUAUAUAUGUAUAUGUGUGUGUGUGUGCGCGCGCGCGUGUGUAAAACGCGACGACGUCGACGACAACGGCCGGUGGUAUUCACAUAUCCGUUCGAUUGUACCUACUACGGUAAAAAAAAAAAAAAAAAUUGUAUAAUAAUAAUAAUAUACGCAAGUAUACGACAUCGACGAUGACGAGACGUCCUCUAUACACCUAUGCCUAUGUAUACAUGUACCUAAUAAAUAAUAUGAUUUUCAUUAAACAUUUUUUAAGUGAAUAUCCGCCGUGUGUUCAUUUCUCUCCUUACUUUAAAAAAAACUACGAGUAGAUAAACCAAAUCUACUUGAAUUUCGGACUUCCCCAGUUACUCCUCUCAUUCUACUAGUAAGAGUAUUUUGUGUAUAAAAUAUAAUAUUUUAUUACAGUAUCUAUUAAUUAAAUCAUCAUUUACCGUUUAUUUUCUAAUGCGCAUUUAAAAUCUUACUCUAUUGAAUGGUCAAUAAAUUCUACUAUGUGUCCAUUUGGACACAGAAAACAUAAUAAUAAAGAACAUUACGCUAGUAUACCCACUAGUGAAUCUAAUAAUUAAGUAAGGGUAACAUAACCUAACCUAACCUUGCAAUUAUUGCAAGGUUAUACGUAUAAUUUGGUGCUCGAUCAACGAAAGCCACAGACAAGUUAACAAUUCUAACGAAAAAAUUUCCUUUUUAUACAAAUUGAUACUUUUCCGGCUGACGCGUGAUGUUUGAAAAUGUCUAAAACUAAUAGCAUCCCUCGCAUCAUGACGUACAAUUCGUUUUUGUGUUUAAAUUUAAAACCGCAAAGUUGCCUAACGGUCUACGGUUAGGACUUGUACAAUUAUCAAUAUAAUUAAAUGAGUUGGUAGUGUAGCUGGUACUAUAGAAUAAGUCUAACGCUGUGACGUGUUUUCAGAGGGGUGAUGUGAAUGUUAUCGUUACCAUAUAUACUAUUCAUCGUAGCAGUGUGAACGCAGGGUGUUAUGCAAUUAUCCUUUAUUAUUAGUAUUAUUAUUAUUAUUAUUUUUCGCGAAAUUGUUUUUUAAGUUUAUAAUUGAGAUGAUAACAAUAUUACCAUACGAACGUUCAUUAUAAUAAUAUAUAGUUAUAAAUAUCUAAAAUGAUAACGGCAUAUAAUCGAUUUUUUAUUCUCGUGAUAUGGUUUUUAUAUUACGUGUCGUCUUUCGAAAUGACGCACGUCAAUAUCUUUUUUCCAGUCGUAUCAUGUACGCCAUUUUCAUAAUAUAAGAUUAUCACUAUGAUGUGUGUUCGUCGAAAUUAUUAUUUUUCGAUUUGGACAUUGCUGCAUUUCCAUAACGCCAUUAAAUGUUAACGAUUAUUGUUUCCAACGAUGUAUUUUUCGUGUUAUGAAUAAAAACCAUCAAUACGUUUAAUGAUGUGUUUCUAUAUAAUCGUAUAAUGUAUCUGAUAGUAUUUUAUCAUUACUGAUUUUUUAAUAUUGUAAUAUAAUUGAAAUUUAAAAUAUAAACAAUAAUAAUAGCACACCCAUUAUCUAACCAUUUUGUCAACCAAUUCGGUGUACAUAUUUUGCCUAAUUAGAUUUAAAUGCGUACAAAUCAUAAAUAAUAAUAAGUCUUAUAUUAUGUCGAAAAUACUCGUCUGUAAAAGUUAUCGUAACGAUAUAGAAGGCCUUUAAAGUAGAACAGAGGCGACUAUUGACUUGCUGGAAGACUUUACACGUUGCUCCAUUUCGACCGAUUUAACGUUGACUGUGAGGUGUUGUCGCCGGACACCCGGGCUAUUGAACCGCGUUUAAAUAACUUAAAGGCCUCAUCGAAUUGUACGAAUUUCGUUUUGUAGCGCUGUAAUUAAUGCACUUAUAAUAUAUAGUGUAUACACUCGUGAUGUAUCGCGCCUCGAGAAAAGACGUAAUUUCAACAAUUUCAUAGGGGGUUUUUUUUCUACACAGUGAAACAGCCUUAAUCGCCAAAACCACGCGUAUAUUAUUACUACAGUUUCGAAAAUCCUAUUAGUGCGUUGUUUUGUUUUCCUCCGUAUAUACGUAUUUAAUAAUAAUUUAGGUAAUAAUAAUAUAUAGUCGGCUGACCGGCUUCUCGCCAUAUCGCUCGUUCGAACACGCGAAAUCCCACCGUGCACAUCAUUAUAUAUAUAUAUAUAUCGCGUAUAUGCUUGCGUGAUGUGUUUGCGCCCGCGCGCGUGAUAUACCCGGUAUAUAAUACGUAUACAUACACAAGACUAUAAUAUAAAUGUGUGUGUGUGUGUGUGUGUGUGUGUGUAUAUAUAUAGUAUUUCAACGGCUGCUCGCGGUCACCGUUCGUUUCGCGGGCAUAUUAUUGAUUUCGGACGACCCUUUUUCGUAUAUAGUAUAUAAUAUAUACGUACGUAUUGUCAGCGGUACAUUUAGAGGAGCUUUUUCGUAUGUUAUAAUACAAUGUAAGUCUGUCGGCGACUUUUUCGCCAAACGACAUGGAUUGCGCAACACGCAUACGCCGCUUUUGCCCCGUCGUAUAUGUACACCCUGUAUAUAUAUAUUCACACACAAACACAUACACACACACACACACACAUAAUAAUGAUAUCGCGUGUCCCCCUCGGCACCGUCGUCGCCGUACCCCGACGACGAAAACGACUCGUCCAAACCACUGUGAUACUAUGACCGCGUCUGUGCGCAUCACGGUCACUACCGUCGAUCGGCUCUCGUCUGUCGAUAAUAAUCAUAAUCAUCGCGAUAGUAAUAUUAUGGCCCGGAUAUCAAUGCGAAGCGCGUUUUUAUUUCUCGCUUAACAAUGCGUAUUCCAAACACACACAACAUAAUAAUAUACGUACAAGUAAUUCGAUUCACGUGUGAUGUGUCGAUGUUUUUUUUAAAAUUUGUUUUGUUUUUAAGUUAUUUUAUUAGUAUUUUUAAUUAUUUCGCUGUUUUUCCCCAUAUUUUCUGGUUAUAUUCGAAAUAUCAUUUUUUCGGCAUUAUAAUUUGCCGCGAUCGCCGGAGAAUUAACAUGAUCAUAAUAUCAUAUAAUAUAUUUUAAACGUUUAUCCGAUAGGUAAACGAUAACGUAACUUCAAAAUUCAAUACGGAUUAAUAUGCGAGUGAGUAUAUUAUCGUGAAUUUGUUAAUUUGAGGGUGUCUGUCUGUUAUUUCACUCUUCAGCGAUUUACGAAAACUACAGUUAUCCGUACAAUUAUUUCGGUAUGUAUUAUACGUGCGUAGGUCGUAUUUAUUAAACGUUAUUUUUCCGGUCACCCUCCAUAAUAAUAUUAUAACUGUCCGGCACACGAACAUUUUCAAAAAAAAAAAAAAGAACGAAAUAUUGUUUAUCGAAAAAAAAGAACUGCGGUCCUCCGCCCUCGCACUGCUCGCGCGGUCUACUGCUCCACGUGCAAUAAUCGUAUAAAAUAUACAAAGUCGUGGUAAACGUGUGCGCGCGCACAGACGGCGUGUAUACUUAUCGACCUUGCCAAUAUCAUACGUUAUAUACAGUUACACACUCGUAAAGUAUUAAAUUAUUGUUGUUGUUAUUAUUAUUAUUAUUAUAUAAAUUCACGAAUCCGGGUGACGGCGUGUGUUUAGACUGACUAGAAGUUUCUGCAUACAUCACACCGUAUAUUAUUAUCCAAUAUUACACAUAAUACUACAAUAAUAAUAUUAUACCCGACAACGACGCGUCAUUGUUUUAUUCGAUUUUUCUCCGUCUCUCUCUAGCUUUUCGUCUGUAAUACAACAAUAAUAAUAAAGGUCGUCUCACUCGUGUCUACUCACACACGUUGUACACACUACUGUAAUAUUAUAACUAAUAAGUACUGCUACUACUAUUAAUACUACUACCAUUACUUACUACCACUACUACUACUACUACUACUACUACUACUACUACUACUACUACACUACUACUACUACUACUACACUAUUACUACACUUCUAUUACAGUACUACUACCAGUCAUGUGGUAUUGUUUCGACUAGUGCGACAGACGCCCGGCGCGUGCGCGCUACCACGAAUAAUUGAUUUUUACCACCUGUGGAACACGCGCACGCACGCACAUAUAUGUAGUUUGCUGCUGCUGGUGAAUCAGACGGCUCUAUAUAUUAUUAUAACACCACUGUUGUUAUCGAUAUUUUAUAUUUUAUUAUUAUUAUGACGUUCUAUACGACGUCGGUAUAUAAUAUAUACGUAUUUGUAGGUGUAGUACAAACGUUGUUUUCGGCUGGGAUAUAUAAUAAUAUAGGGGACAAUGGAAGACGGUUUUUUUUUUUUGUUGACUGCUCAUCAGUAUACCUAGGUACUAAAUAUUAAUGUACUGUAUAAUGCCGGUGUCGGUCAAAAAAAUGUUUUCCCAUAUUAUAACGUUUACCUAUAUAUUGUAUAAAUUAGAAAAAUAUCGUACGAUUUCUUUUGGGUUUUCAGAUAUUUUGUUUGUUCUUAUUAAUAAUUAUUUUCAUGUACCUAUAAUAGUGCAUUCACUUGCACCGCGUAGCAAAAAUAUUAUUAUCGUCACCAAAAUUUUGUCGUUUAUUGUUUUAGAUGUCGUAUUGAAAUUAAACGGCAUGUGUACUUGGCGUCUUUAUCCUUAUACUGUACGUUUAUACAUAGGUAUGUUUACUAAUACGUCAUAUUUCUGCUUGACAAACACUGGAAACUACAAUAUUAUAAACGUUUUAUAAAAUUAUAGUUGUUUUCAAAAACAAAAUAAAAAGGACUACCUGAUCUGCCUUAAAUAUUUCAUUGUUGGAGAAACGGCUGUUUGUUUGACGGGACGAUAGAUAAUCCAAAAAGAUUCUAGAAUUGAGUCAGAAUAAGCGUAUUCAGAUCAAUUUCAUAGGGGCCGAUAUUAAAAUAUCUGAUAAGCCAUUUUUUUUUUUUUCGAAAUUCGGACUUAAAAAUUAAAGAUUCUGUAUUUAUAUAUCAGUUGUGACUUAUCACCUAUACAAGCGUAUCUCGUCGUAAAUUAUUUUAGAAUUUUUUAAAUAUGAGAAGUUUUCAUGUAAUAAUGAUACUAUGUGACAUUUUUAGGGAGGUUUUUGAUUUUCGAAUAGUAUAGAUAGAUAUCCUAUUAGUAUAAUAUACCAAAAGAUGCUCAACACGUGAGUAAAUAAACUUGUAAUAUAAAAUUUAAAAGAUAUAAAGCCGUUCAUAGAAUGGCUGUAGAAAGUAUAAAUGAUAUCCAACCCUAUAAAAUUAUAAUUAUAAACGUGCAAUUUUAAAUUCUUAGCGUGGUGAGGGAGCUAUUGGUUUUACAAUGGUGUUUAUUUUUUUUUCUAUCUUUGUUCUAGACUGUGGACACAUUUUUGCCUAGUAAACUUGCUUCAAUUUUUACGUGUAGCAACUUUACUGAAAGCUCAAGUUGUCUAGAUUGUACUUUAAGACGUCAUUUUUUAAAUAAAAGCACUUCGGUGGGAAAAAAAACUUAGGAAAAUGUACAAUUUCACGAUUUCAUUAUUUUAUAAAAACACUGACAACGUUUUCUACCAGAAAAAAUGAUUAAAUCGAAAAUUCACAAGAUGUCUUUUUUGUUGCAUUUUUGGUUUAUUUUCUUACGGUAUCGUCGCCAAAAAUUUUGAGCCAUUUUGUGAGCUUUUAAGGAAUUUUAACUUUUUGGAAUUUUUUGCUGUGAUUUGGUUAUAAAUACACGUAGAGACUUGAAACUUGGUAAUAAUACUUAUGUUGGAUUUACCUAGACGUAGUAACAUUUUUAAAAUCAUCGGAUAAUUUUUUUUUUCCUUUUUUUUUUAUACUGUAGACCACUUUUAUCCUAGAAAACUUGCUUUGAUGUAUAGGUGUAGCACCUUUUCUGAAAUUCCAUUUUAUCUACUUAGUAAAUACAUAGAUCAUUUUUUGAUUUUCGAAACAGUGUUUAAAAUAAAAACGAUGAAACGGAAAAAAAAAACAAGAUUUUUUUACGUUUUCUAGCACAAAUAUGGCUCAAAUUGAAAAACGACGAGACCUUUUUUGUUGAAUAAUUAAUCUUUUUUUAAUGAUACAGUUCGUUUUUUUUUAUUUUUGACUUAGUUUUCAUAAAAAUCGGAAAAAUCAGAAGAAGACGAAGUUGUUGUAAUUCAAUUUAAAAUAUUUGUAGCGACUUUAAAAAUGAACAGAAUGCUCACAUUUGGUAAUCAAAUUUAAACGAAAAUCGCAAAAUAAAAAUUAUGUAUUACUGAACCGCGCUCAGAAUCGUCUGUCGUCAGAAAUGGUUUAUCGUUGCUUACAGAUAUAAAUGAAACAACCUUAUGUGUCCUACCUUCCCAACGUAUCAGCUUUUUUUUUUUUUUUUCAAAGAUAUUAACUGCUUCUUUUCGUCUUUCUUCAAACAUUAAAACACGUAUAUACUUUUUUCUUGCAUUUCAGUAACAUUUUUUAGUGCAGCAUAAUUUUUACCAUUGAGUAAUAAUUAUAAUUCAUAAAUCAAUAUUUAAGUUUGUCUAUAUUACAUGAGUACCUACUACUGUAUACAUUUACUUGUCGUACGUGUAAGUUCAUGUAGCGGUUAAUGACUCGUAUUUCUGUAUUCGUAAUUUUCGGUCGAUACCCGAAAAAUAUUAUUAAUUAUUUUAUAAUUUAAGCACUGUGAUUUGUAUCGGCAAUAAUUGACCAUUUUCGCGCUAAACUAAUUACUAUAAUUUAAAUUUUAUUUGUUUUUUUUUUUUAUUUCAUUUCAAAUCGUCUUCAGAGCGUUAUAAUAAUAUAUUAUUAUUAUUAUUGGGUAAAAAAAAAAUAGAUUAUUAUUGAAACAUAUUAUUAUACCAAAAAAUAUAAGAUAAUUAUAUAAUAAUAAUUAUAAUCGCAUCAGUAAUAAUAAUAAUAAAAAAAAUUAUAAUUUUAUCGACACCGAAUCGUAUUAUUAUAAAAUAUGAAUAGGUCACCUUAACAAUAAUGUAUUGUAUGCAACGCAAAUAGUAAUGUGCGUUAAUCGAAAUAUAUAAAAUUCAAAAAGUAAUUAUUUUUAAUUCUUUUAAUAUAUAAUCAUAUAUAUAUAUUACAUAAAUUGCUGUGUUUACUUAAUAAUAAUAUAAUUAUAUAAGAAUACAAACAAAUUUGACAAGGUAUAGGGUACAUAAAGUUGUUUAAUUUAUAUCUGUACGCACCAAUAAACUGCUAACGUAUUACGAUUCCGAGCGAAGUCCAUGUUUUGAAAUACCGUAGUUUUUAAAAUUUUCGUUAAAAUUUGAUCCUAAAACCUUUUUUUUUUUAAAUAAAACUACAUUAUACUACAUUACGUUCCAAUAUUUUUUUUAUUGUAAAGUAAAACUAACAAAGAAUCUCGUAUUAAAUCUUUUCUGUUGGAAUAGUUGAAACUGAAAAUGUUGGGUACGAAUAUUUUUAACCAAAUUAUAACAAAACAAAAUUUAAAGUAUUGUAACCGUAUUAUUAACGUAAACUUUCCCAUUUUUCCUAUGAUUUUCUCUGUUUUGUCCAAUUAUUAAGAAAACUAGAAAAAAAAAAAUCAAAUAACGACUUUCUUUCGCAUUAAUUAAACAUAAUUCUCUUUGAAAAGAAAAGUCACAUUUGAAUUUCGAGAUAAAUUGCAAGAUAAAAAAAAUUGAAAAUGUUAAAAAUAAUGAAAUUGUAAAUGCCAUAAAUUAGUUUGUUUUUAAUUUUUAAUUUUUUUUUUUUUUUUUUUUUCUCAAUUAUUAUAAAAAAAAAAAAAAAAAAAAACCCUUGUAAAAAAUUACCUUUUCAGUGCACCAAUUAUAAUAAUAAUAAUAAUAUAUUGUAACAAUAACAUAUUAACAACUGACAUCUUAAUAACAUAUGAAUAAAUGUUGCAGCACCUCCUAUAAGCAAAGCUUAUGCUAGGGAAGCAGUUCUUAACCUGUUAAUAUACUAGUAUUAAUUUAAAAAUAAACAAUAAACAGUAAUUAUUUAAAAAAAUAAUAAAUAAAUUAAGAUGCUCAAUAUGAAUUUUAAAAGACUUAAGAUUAUUUACAUUAGUAUUUAACGAUUAACAUAAUUUUAAGCUUUGAUAUAAAAUACUUCUUUAACCAAAAACUUUAUGGUAGUUGAGUAAACGCAUGUUAAUGUUGUGUUUGUAUCUUGAACCAUGAUCGUGAUCAAGGAGAGAAACUAAAUGCUUAUUUGUAUAAAAUUCUAUCAAAAUAACCCGGUUAGAAAUAAACUUAAAAAUCAUUUACCUUAAAUUCCUAUUAGAUUAAUUUAGAGCUAGUAUGCCUAGACAAAUUCGGUAAAUAUUUAAUGACACAAUUUAUAGUAGCUAUUAAUCCGGAUAUAUGAUUAUUAGAGAUUCUUUCCCAUAUCGCAACACCAUACGAAAAAAACUGACUGUACCAAAGAUAGAUAAAUAAUUCUUUUAUAAGAAUUAUAAUAUAAAAUAUAUCUAAUUUCUUUAAAAAUGAACUAGAAUUUUCAUAUAAUGUUAUUAAUAUAAUUAAUCCCAUUUAAAUUCUAUAAUCAAGAAUUAGACUAAGAUAUAUUUUAACUUCUUUCACAUUUUGAAGUUUAACGCACAUUGGCCCGCACAUGUAUUACUCGGAAAAGAGUUAAAUUUUAUAGAAUGCACUUCUAAAUUGUAUUCAUUUAAAAUGUUUAGAUUUUUUUAGAAAAUUAGAUCCAAAAAGCAUCAAAACAGGUCUUUGUCAUUUUCGAUUGAAACAAGAAUUUUGGUAGAAAAGUUGUUCACAGAAAAAAUAAUAAUAAGCACAUAUCAUAAAAUCGAAUACAUUCCUCCCUCUACACAGAGUCGAUGUAAGAUUCUAAUUUAAAAGACCCGUUUAAAACGAAUCAAAUUUUAUUUUUCCAUUGAGACGGCGCCGGCACAGAUUAUAAUUUAAAGGAAUGAAUCUCUUACACAUACCUAUACAAUAAAAAAUAUAAACACGGCCAUGAAUAUUUAUAUACAAUUUAAAUGGUAAAAAUGUUCAAUUAUUCCGGUCGUUACAAUAUUACUAUGUAUGCACAAUAAUAGUUAUUAAUGGCGAUCGAUUAGUUUUUUUUUUAAGCGCGAUGAUGAUGACGACACCGAGUCAUUGUAAAUAUGAAUUCCGCCCACAAAAUAUCUCAAUAACCAUCGAUUAAAAAACGCAACGUUGAUGAGAUAAUCCACUUUUAGUGAAACACUGUUCCAACACUACGUGCCAUGCUAUAACACAAAAUAUACUCCACUAUUCUCCCCCCUUAAUCACUAUUAAAGGUGGAAUAUCUCGUAAACGAGUUGACGGAAUUUAAAAUGUCAACACCAUAAUGUAAUUUUUACAUUUAAUAACUUCACUUAUUUAUGUUGUAAUAGAUUGCUAUUUGAAAAUCAAAAGUAAGUGGUGGUUUUAUCUUUUCCUCUUCCCCCCCCCCAAAAAAAAAUACAUAUAUUAGUAACAUAAACGGAGAAAUGAAGAAUAUUUUAUUCUUAAAAGUUUUUUCAUAAGUAAUAUUUUUGAAAAAAAAAGUAUUUCAUUGAUGAUUUGACAACAACAUGGAAGUCUGAAAGUAUAAGAGUAGUUACCACGCGGUUUUCAUUAGUUAUAAAUUAUGAAUGAUCUUUGUCGUCUCAGUCAGCAGUGUCAUAUUGCUUUUUUUAGCUAAAAGUACAUCAGUUUAAAGACAUCAUCAUUUGGUUCCCUUAAAAGAUCGAUUCCCUUGCAUUUUGCCUUUUUUUCAUUCUGCACUGUAUUAGAUGUGGUCAUCGUGCACCUCUCCGUAUUCGCAUUCUACAAUAUCUCCUAUUUCCACCGUACAAGAUUCUUGUUUGCUUUUGCGACUUUGACCCAGAAACGAUUUAAAGUCUUCCAAAGUCCAUAUUUCAGGUUUCUUCCCGGAGCAGAUCCUUAAUUGUUCUUGUCCAUGUUGGUUAUUCGGUUUUAUAUUUAUCGUUACAUUUUUAAAGGCGUUCGGAUGAUUUUGAUUGUAAAGUGUCUAUAGUGCUAUUCAGAAAACUAUGCUUCGACUUUAAUCCGCUGUUAAUUGGUUUGUAUCCGUGCAAGGGGUGUUUUCGUCAAAGUUGCAUUUCUUUUUUUCUCCUGUCACCUGUCGUCUAACGUCUGGUGGAGCUAUGCCACCGAGUAUGUAUAGUUUGCUAGUAAUUGUUGGUUUUAAGCACCUUGUGAUUAUUCUGCAGGUUUCAUUAACUGCUACCUCAUAAAUUAUGAUAAUAAAUAUUACUAAAUACGUAUAAUAUUUUAUAAAUUAAUAUAUUACAAAAUUAAAUAAUAAAUCAUUAUAAUUAUAAUACCUAUUUACAUAUUAUUACAUUAUGCAUUGUGUAUAAAUAUUGUACACGUUUAAUAGGUAAUAGUAUUAAAUAUUUUCCCUUGUGUGUACUUAAAAUAGUUCCGUCUUAUGAAAGAAAGUGUUUAGUUUAAAAAAAUGCACAGAUCGGGUAAAUUUGUUUGUUUAUAUUACAAAAAUGGUCUAGUACGCUCAAUUAUAUAACUUUAGUUCCACCUAUGAAAUAAUAUAUUCGUGAUAAGUCAAAAGUAUCAAUUGUGUUUUGUCGUUCGAUACUAUUUAUUUAUAAAUUCGUCUGUGGUCAUGCGCAAAGUUCAAAUUUAAAUUUAAGACAUUUACUGUCUUCAGGAACAGAAGAAAUGGAGUUUAAAAUGUUGGCGACACCUGGAAGAUAUUCAUCUCGCAUAUACCUACAAAGGAUAUUUUAUCGAUAUAUAUUUACAUUAUAAUAUUUUAUUCUUAGCGGUUCUUUUUUUCGCGGUAUUUUAACGGUACCUAUAUAAAACACUAAAAGCUCUGUAUAUUGCAUAGUCAGUGUGAAUCCCUCUCUUUUAGCUCUCGAGCCGUACCGUUGUCGACUUGUGUGGGUGUGUGUGUGUGUGUGUGUGUGUAUGAGCAAUAUUAUAUAUAUUUUAAAUAUAUUUAUAUAUAUAUAUAUAUAUAUAUAUAUAUAUAGAACGUCCGUGAGGUACGGCAGCUUGGAAAUUGAAUUUGGCGACGAACCGCCACGAUUUUUCGAUUACGCGACGCGUCUGCCGGUCGCCGCCAAGCGUUCCGCGCGCGUGACCGUCUAUCGAUUCGCGGUGGUGGCGGCGGCGGCGUAGGCGUUUCUGCCGAGCGAAUUAUAGGGUUAAGAACUUCUCGCGCGCGUCUGGUUCGUUAGUCGGCACCGCCGCCGGUUCGUUUACCGCCAGUGCACUGCUGGUGAAGUCGUCGUCGGCUACGUAGUUCUCGUAGCACCGUACACGUGGUUAUUAUAAUACAGGCAGUAAGAUAUUCCUUAUACGCGACGUAAUUCGAUAACCGUAUAUAUCAUAUAAAUAUACCGAUCAUCUAAACGAAUUUUUUUUUCGUAUAUACGGUUAAAUACCGUUGAUAUCUAUUUAAUAAUUUUAUUAUAACGGUAUUGAUCCGAUAUGAAAUUUUUCCGAUGUUUGAUAAUUACCUAACUUAUGGAUAGAUCAGUUAAAAAUCCAAUUUUUUAAACAUUUUUCACAUUUUCAGACAUUUUUUUUUAACGAAAUAGUAUCUAGUCAAAUAUAGGUUUUGAAAAAAAACUUGAUAUACUCACCACUUAAAAUAUUGUCACCCGCCGCGGAUUGCGAGACUAUGGUAACCACUGACGUAUAAUACGUAUGUUAAUACUAUCACGUCGCCCAACUAUUCUAGACGUACAGUGGCGUAUUUAUGAUUUGAUUUUUUUUUUUAUGGGGGGCUUCAUUUACUUAGUUUAGACGAAUAAAUCAUACCAAGCUCACUAAUAUUUUAGAAUUUGUGUGCCUCUGAUGAAUGUAAACCUCUAAAACUACCCCGUAAAUACGAAACUGCAGCUGUUUAUAUUUAAAAUAAAUUAUAGAAAUCUGAUAACAGACGAUUUUUAAUAAUAACCGAUUGUAUCCUAGCAACUGUUAAUCGUAGUAAUGGGUUUCUCAACUUGUCGAGCCUUUGGAAUGAUAUUUUCUAAUUGGCUUGAAUUCGAUUAAAUUUUAUUUUUACUUGAUUUUAUUAAACAACUUUUAUUCUAUAUCACACUAUAUUAUUAUUAUAUUUAUUUAUUAUGUUUAUAUUAUUAUAAAUAUAAUAUUAUCUACUUUACUAAAUAAUGUAACGUAAAUGUAACCUACCGUUUUGAAAAUCAAAAAAACGACUUCAUUUAUGCACUAACAUUGUCAUAUUUUGACUGGAGUAAGAUUUCUGGUAGAAAAACUUCCAGGCACAAAUAAAAAGUAUUCUUCAUCAUAGUAAAACCAAAAUAAUAUAAAAUAUUUAAUCAGUUAACAUAUUUAUAUCUGCCGCUGUUUUUUUAAAAAAUAUAAUUUCAUUAAAUUCUUAUUAGUUAAAUUUUGGUGUGUAUUGUUUUUCGUACACAAAAAUUACCUUAUUUUUUUUCUUUUUAAGAUAGUGACACUUAGACAGGGAAGGAAGGGAAGAACAGGUCAUUACAUAUAUUUUUUUUUUCGCUUAUCGCUCUUAAUAUUAUUUUUGUGAGCCAAUAAGCCUCCCCUGAAAAUAAGGGCCUCAUAAUUAACCCUGCAUAUUGGCCUCCAAAUCCCUAGUUUUGACAUUGCUCAUAUAUUACUUCGGUUGAAAUAUUUUGGUCAUGUCUACUAAGACGUCUACGGGAGUAAAAUUCAACUCAUGGCUAUGCUAAUUUUAGUGUUGACCGUAUAAUAAGUAUGUUGGAUAUAUAUUAUGGUGUCAAGCAUUUCAUAUUACAAUCACAAUAAGCUGUAAUCAUAUUAGUCGCAUCACAAAAAAAACUACCUAAUAAAACAAAUUCAAUUUCACGCGACACGAGUUGUGAACUCUGCUUAACGUACACAUUUCUGAAACCAUAUCGCUGGCCCUGUAUUAGGUUAAGAGACUAUAACUUACAGUGGCUCCUGUCCGCUGGUUGGUGACAGUCACUGUUGACGAAACGUUUACACGAUUAAUUUAAAAUAACCGUGCCUGAUGGUGUUAGAAAUAAUACGUUUCUAGGACGAAUUUUCAGAACUGUUUCUGCGCAGUCUAUUAUAAUGUGAAAAACACUCGUCGGAGUGCUGAAGUGGCUGGCUUCAAGGGUGGGAAGGGAGUGGUAUCCCGUGGAUAAAAAUUGAUGUUUUUAGAGAGGUUCGUGUGUGCGUGAUGAUGGUGGUGGUGGUGGUGUCGGUGUCGGUGUCGGCAGUGGUGGCUUACUCGUGGAAACGGUUGAGGUGGCGGCGGUGGCGGUGGUCGUCGUCCGAUGUGGAAAAUCCAUAAAAACCGAGAAAAAAAAGAAAACGGGCAACUCCCUCGGGCGAAACGCGCGGGAAUACACCCAGUACACAGCGGUGGGGCGCGGGUCACGUUAUAAUAAGCGCGGGAAACGCUCUCGAGUAUAUAGGCGAAUGCGCGGGGGCGGCGUUACAGAUAUUACGAUUAUUAUCAUUAUUAUUACUAUAUAGUGCGUGCACGAACAGGAGCGCCAUCUGAACAAUCCAAUACGCACCGAGAGCCACGUGUUGAGUCACGUGUAGCGGGGGCGAUGCAUCACACCGCCGUCGUUUCACGCCGCGACCACCGCCGCGCGAGAAGAAUUUAUUCGUGCGCGCCGCAAGGGAAACAUAUUAUUAUGCGACAGACGGUUCUUUCCGCGUAAAACGGAAACCAAAGGAUAAUAUAUCGCCAACAAUCGGAUAGUAAUACGAAAGACGUCAUCCUUUCGUGAAAUUAACAGACAACAAUAAUAGUUUUUUUUAUGAAACCAUUUUAUUGGUGUUUUAAAUUCUGAGCGCACUGAUGUAUUGGUUUUACUAUGGUCUGUGUUUUUUUUUUCUAAGCAUUGAUGCAUCGAGAAGGUCAUUUUUUAAUUUUCCAAAUAGUUUUUGCCCCAAAAAAGAUAACUUGGAAAAUAUCGAGGCUUGUGCGGUAAAUUAUGUGGGGCCUUGAUAAUUUUUUUUCCCUUUUCACUUUUUAAUACCAAAUGUAGAUAGAUCUUUAUAAUAUAUAUCUUCUUCGUUCUUUACUUUUAAUUUAUGUUUCUCCAAACAAUUAAAUUAAAUUAUUUGCUAUAAUUGUAAAUUGAAACAGGACUCUAUAUAAAGCUUGCCAUCAAGGCAGCCUUGCCACUGCAACAGUAUUUUAAGUACAGGUUGUACGAAUAUUAUCAUAAUAGUAACACACUUUAUACAGGCUGUCUUACGAAAAUAUACUCCUUGAAUAUCUCCGGAGAUAAUAAUGAUAACCAAAUUCAAAUUUUUUUUUUUUUUUUUUUUUAUAUAUAUAUAUAUAUAUAUAUAUAUAUAUACUACUCACAGAGAAGAGGACCACAAAUAUGUAUACUUGAAUUUUUUUUUUUUUCAACUAAAAUGAAAAAAUAACUUUAUUUUAUUAUUUUCGGAAAAUUUUAAGACAGCCAUUCUGUAAUGAUUAUUUUGACGUAUGUGUUAAUGUACAUUAAAAUGUUCAGAAAAAUUAUCUUUAUAGAAUAGCUAGCUGUCUUAGAAAUUCCGAAAAUAAUAAAAUAAAGUUUUUUUUUAAAAUUUGUUUAAUAAAACAAAAAAUUCAAUUAUAAAUAUUUGUAGUUAUGAGAAAUAUAUAUAUAUAUAUAAAACAGAAUUUGAUUAUCUUUAUUUCUCCGGAGAUAUUCAAGAGUUAUCACAUCUUCGUGUGACAGCCUGUAUUAUGUCUGAUCGAUAAACGCGCAUUUUAAUGUUUAUGCAUUUUUUUUUUUACAAUUGCGUAGGCAUUAUAGUAUUAUACUGUGCUAUGUACCUAUACAGUUCACGUGUCGUUGUCGUCGGACGUGACGGGUAGGAGGUUUGCGAGCGCGGUUUGUCGAAUAUCGGUAGGCUAGCCGAAAAAUGGGGGAAGGGGGUCGAGUGAGAAUAAAGGGGGUUUUGCAACGCAAUUGAGGACGAACGCGUCUCGACAAGAAUAUUAAAAACGACGACACGCGGACGGAUAUUAUUCCGCUUUGUGGCGUAUCCGCGGCUUUACGGUGCGUGUCUCGGUUCCGAGCCGUUUCGCAAUCAAAGACCUCGGUUAUCACGCUGUACACGAUUACGCAUCACAACGCACGUACGCGUAUAAUAUAAAGGGAGAUUCACACUAGAGUUUUUAAGCGUUUACCUAUUUUCGAUAAAACGCUAUUUUUUUCGAUUUUUGUCCGCUGCAGUUCGUUAUUAUUGACUAAGUUAUCGUAAAUAAAUAUUAGGCUUUUAGAGAUAAGUACACUGGAUACGAGAAUCGUUGUACUCUCGGCAUUUUUGGAGAGUCAAACGCAGUUGUAGUAUUUAUUUUACCCGCGCUAUUUAAAAGUGCUACGAAACUCGCCAUACCUUUGUGCAUUUCGGGUUAAGGUUAAAAAAUCAUAGUUAUAUUUAAUUAUUUCAAAUAAAUAAUAAUAAUUAUGUUGUUAUUUAUUUACGAAAACAAAAUGUAAAAGAUAAUUUGUAUAAAUUUCGAAAAAAUUCGGUUUUAUAUGCUCUUUGGAGCGAUAAAAAGUGAAUUAAUAAAAUUGCCUUUCUAAGCAAUCGUAAAAUUAACAUAGAGAAGAUAUAGCCUGUGUCCCGAAUUUGUCUUUUCUAAGACCGUGAUAGUGAUAAAAACGAUAAGGGACCACUGGUACAUUACAUAUUUCAUUGAUACCAACCGUUUUCUCUUAAAAUAUUAUGUCGGGUUAUGUGAGGUUUUUAUGCUUUUUUACUCCAAAAUAUGCUGGCCUACCCAAUGUGUCAUUUUCCUUUUCCUCCCCGUUUCCUCGAUUACAUAUACGCGUUUUGAACGAAUAAAGGUUUUCACUUCAAAACAGUACCUAUUUGGUUAAGAUGUUGCAUGCAAAAUAAAUUCAAUUUUUUUUUCGAUGGUCAGUAUUGCAUUGGUCCGUAUAGCGGCUACAAUGAUUCCCUUAUUAUUAAUGUGAUAACUACAGGGUACUACCCUAGUAUUCUGAGAUCAGACAGAUGUUAUUGUUUUUUAUCUGCAUAAUCAAAUGCGAUUAUUGGAAACAGACCUGGAACUAUCUAAUAAUCUAUCUAUAAUAAUAUGUAUAGUGUGUAAAUCGCCCUUCAAACAUUUUUUUAUUCCGUCAUCAAUUAUAUUAUAAUAAUAUAUAAUUGUUAUUAGUAUUUUUUUUUAAUUUUACGAUACCGAUAACGACGUUAUAUUAUAAUAAUUAUUAUCGGCCUAGUCUAAAUAAUAUAAUUACACUUGUAUUAGGUUGUAUUAUGAUAAUGUAUUAAUGUAUAAUAUUGCGUAUUGAAGAUAACGCCAACUAUAAUAUUACUCUCUGUCGGCGGUUCCUCUUCCGUCCGUUUUAUUUGUCAAUCGAGUAUCGUAUGUUUUUAUUUUUUUUUUUUCUAUUUAAUAUUCGAUCACUAGACGGUUUUUUGUGUUUGUGUUUGUUCGUGGUAUUAUUGAAAUGACGUUUGUAGCGUUGGUUAACGCUCUUCGUUCUGAUCGUCUACAAGUAUUAUAUCAUAUAAUAUUAUAAUAUUGUAAUAUGUACAAGUGGAUACUUGAGGAAAAUAACUGUUUUGAAAAUUACCGACUACUGGUAAUUUUUAUAUCUAAUAAUGUAAUUUUGUUAUUUUUUUUAAAAAAACUAACAAAUUAUUAUUGCACGCAUCUUACUCAAUUCCUUAUAAAUAUUUUUUAAACAAUAAACUAUAAUUCCUUGUAUCAGGUUAAAUAAAUUAAAUGUCUAGUAAAUUUGUAAAUGAUUUCCAGGAAAUUUUUUGUGUGCAUACGCCCUUCUUACAAUGUCCGGUUAGCGCUAAUAGGCGUUUAAAUUAGCCGAAAACCCGAAAAAUGCUAUCAAUUAACUCACGGUUAGCACCUAACCAAUACAUUAAGAAACAUUGUAAAACCAGACUUACAGUACCUAUAUUUUGGUACUUAUUGUGUAAUACCUAUCUUCUUCCUUUAUAUGAAUUUCGGCCUGGUUUGCUUUAAGUUGUAAUUUACUUGUUUAUUUUUUAUAGCAUUUUUAAGUGAACUGAUGUAUAUAUUUAAUUGGUGAAGUUUGUUUUUAUGUAAUAAUUAAAUCGUUUACUAUAUUUCAUUAUACUGUUCAGUACUUUUUGUGUAUUAUUUUACAUAAUGGCCUGAUUACCUAAGAAAUCUUCUUUUGAAAAUAAAUUAUAAUGCCAUAAUCAUAGGUGUGCGCAGAUCUGAAUUUCGGGAGGUGCUUACAAUAUUUUUGGUCGCUUUUAUUAAUUUGGGCCCAAUAUUGCCAAGACAUGUACAUAUUUUAAUCAAUUUUAAUGUACGAAUAAACAUUACUUAAUUUUUUAUUUAAUAUUCUAAUACAACAAUUAUAAAUAUUUAAUAACAUUGCUGAAAAUUAUUAAACUCAUUAAUAACGUUAUCUACUUCAACAUUAGAGGCCAUUUCUUGUUCUGUCAAAAGUAAAGUUAAUGAUUCUAAACGGUUUUGAACCGUGCUACUUCUUAAUUUAUUUUUCACAAUGUUUAAUUUUGAAACUACCCAUUCACAAAAACAACUAGUAACGGGACAGUGCUAAAAAUGUAUAGUAUUUUUAAAAAAAACAACUAAAAAUAUUAUAUCUACUGGAGUCUUUUUACCAAUAAUCCAGCCGCAAAAACACAGAAUCAUUAGUUGUACCUUUAGGAAUAUUGUUGUCUGUGGAGUUCUUGACAAGUUUGAUUUCAACAAUCAAAGUGUUUGAUGAAAUAUUCGCAAACUUUUCCAAAAUGGCAGCUACAACAUUAAAGUCACAUUUUAAAUUCUGAGUGGAGCAAAGAAGCUUAUGGUUUUGCAUUGAUGUUAAUUUUUUUAUUUCUGUGGAAAACUUUUUUAUUAGAGAUCUUGCUCAUUUUACGUGAUUUUUUCUUUUCUGGGAGGAAAUUAAGUAUGGGGAGGUACUUUAGAGUGGUCACUUUUCGAUUUUCUCGUGGGUUUUCCCAGAAAAUGUGAAAACCAAGAAAAAACCUAAGAAAAAUGGGGAAAUCACUACAUUAAACAAAUAUUAUUAAAGAUAAUGUAUAAUGCCUAUUUAAUUAACUUACCAUAAUAUGACAUAUAUAUUGUUGACAAAGCAACACUAUUAACCAAAUUUCGUUUUACCUUUCCAACCUUUCACCUACAACAGCGGCCCACCCACUUGCGAAAUGUAUCCCUUUUUUUUAGAUUCUGAGUGGAACGAAGAAGUUUUUAGUUUUACAAAGAUGUUUAUUUUUUUUUUUAUCAGAAGACUGACUUGCUCGGAUUUCUACGUGUAGCACCUUUUCUGAAUGGAAAUCGGCGUAGGGAAGUACUAUAAGGGGGUAAUUUUUCGGUUUUUUCAAGAGUUUUCUCAUCCAAUGUGAAAAACCGAAUAAAACUUAAAAUUUACGAAAUAUAAUCUUACGAUUUCUUUUUUCUGUGGACAUUUUUUCUACCAGUAAUUUUACUCCAAUUUUUAAUGAUAGCAAAGUUUCUAAAAGGAAAUUUCACUAGAGAGAUGCUUAAGAAGUACAACAUUCAUCAAAUUUUAUUAAAGAAAGUAUAUAAAGCCUAUAUACUACAAAAUUACAUAUAUAUUGUUGAUGAAGCAUUACUAUCAACUAAACUCUGCUCAGAAUCGUUCUUUGUAAGCAAUGGUUUAUCGUUGCUUACAGAUGCACUUCAAAUUUCUGUCUAUAUCCUACCUUCCCAACUUUUUACCUACGCCAGUGGCCGCACCCGUCCCCUUUAUUUUACCUCUUUUUUUCAUUCGUAACCCUUAAGUAGGUUCUUAUAUACAGGGUGUAUCUACAGGGUUUGACUAUUGCAAAUGCAAUUGCAUAUACUACGUAAUUAGAUAAUUGACAAUUCUUCCACAUACUCUAUUCUGCAUCUUUGUUGUAAAUACUAAUGAAACGUCAAACGAAUUCGUGACGAAUGACAACUAAAUAAUUUUAACGAUUAAAUGUUAUCGCUGUCGUGCUAAAAGAUCUUAGUGAAAUUUUGUGAUGUGUUAUCUUAUUGAUAAACUUACAUUUGAUAUUUCCAAUGGUCUGAUAAAUCACAAACUUAUUUGAUUUUCAAAAUUGUCGUCUUAAAAUAUCUAUAAAAAAAAAGUUAAUAAUUUUAACCUUUUAGAUCGUUCGGUUUUAUUUUCAUCCAUAACUUGGAAAUAUGUUAAAAACUUAUUAUAAUUUUACAAUAACAGCUAAAAACUAACAAAACUUUAACUAAAAUUAAAAAUAUAAGCUUUAACACUCAGUCAGAAUUAUAAUAACUACUAAUAACAGACGUAACUCGGUUGGUUGGUUUUUCUACACCCCAAAGAAGUUUCAAUACUUCUUGAAGACAUGAAGUUUAUUUGAUGCUUGGUCACUUUUUGCAAGUUAAUUUAAUAUAAUUAUAAUAAUAAUACACAUUAGGUAAUGGAGAAAUAUCACAGUUGUUUUUUUGAGUGUUGUUUAGUGGCUAUAGCCGGCCGCGUGCGGUCAAUUUAUAAUAGGUAUAUAAUUAUAUUACUGUGGUUAUGUUAGGUUAGGCUAUGUUAGGCGAUAUAGAGGACGAUCGUGGUCGGAAUCAUAUAAUAUUAUAACGAUCGGCGGUGGACGCCCUCUUUGUACACGCCCCGCACGGUAUAAACCACCUCUACCGUUGCUGUGUUUAUAACACAAUCGUUAAGUAGGUACACGUGAAAGUUUAAAACGUUUUUAAAAGGAUAAUUUCAGAUAGCUCUAUACUCGUACACGCCUACCGAAACCCUAAAAUCAGAACCCAACUCUGACUGUGUUAUUAUAUAUUUGAUACCAGGGAGAAUAAGUGCUUGAGUCAAUUAUGUUACAUUUUCAAUACAAACAAAUUAAAUUUUGAGAAUUGUUAAAUGACAAAAUGUCAUACUAUAUAUGUCUAAAUAUCAAUAAAUGGCCUAAUCUAAAUAUAGGCGUUCUAAAUGGCUUAAUUCAUAUAAUAAUUAUAAUGGCUAAUGUUUGUCUUGCCAAACAAAUGUGAUUUAAGGUAUUUUAAUUUUCCGUUUAAUAUAUGUUGAAACAUGCACAGGCUUAUUCGAUUAAGGCCAAAAGAUAAAUGCUGAAUAGCACACGUUAAAUUGUUCAAGACAAAAAUACUUAAUAUUUCUGAAAAGAACUUACUAAUACAUUUCAUGUAAUAAGUAUAAUUAAUACUGUUAUAGUGUGAAGCAUAAUCAAUAAAUAAAUAAAAGUUUCUACAGUAACUUUAUGACAUAUAAGACUUUAGGUGCUUAAAGUAUUUUUUGUAAUUUUUUUUAACAAAUUUUAAAAUUUUAUUUCUGCAUUUAACAAUUCAUAUAUAAUCGUAUAGUAUAUAAUUAUAUGAACGCGGCGGGUUAUCCUUUUAUAAUAUUUUCGUUUUCACUCGACGUUCCUUGACAGUGUACUUUUUAAAAUUAUUUCAAAUUGACAAGGACCACAUAUCGUUUUUUUUUGUUUUCUCGUUUACCACCGAGCGCUAAACCUGGAAUUCACCUGUGUAAUCUGUCGCAUUCUCUUCGCGUCGUCUUCACAAUAUCGUUUUUUGUAAAAAAAAAAAAAAAAAAAUUAAAAAAAAAUUAAUAAAUAAAUAUAAUAACAAUAAGAAUAAACGUUAUAAUAUACGACAAAAUUUGUGGUGGUUUUCGAACAGUAGGUAAUAUAUUGAUAUGGGUAUAGAAUUUUUUUUCCACCGUCCAUGCGCCAUCGCGGUGUUAAAAUCGGCGGAUGAGGUGACGGAGAAGGAAAAAAUAACAAUAAAAAAAAAAAAAAUGUGCGGUGUGGCGUGUGUAUAUAGUCUUCGCUUGCCAUCGUCUUUAAUAAUUCUCGGCCUGUUGACGCGCGCGUUUUUUACUAUACAUACGAUUAUUAAUAUUUUUAUAUAUACAGGGUGUAACAGGACUAUUUACCAUUUGAAAUAAUUUUUGUUCUAGACAACAUUUAAAUUUAUUUUUUUUUUUUUAUAAUGAUUAGUACUUAUAACUACGCUACAUUUAAAAUAUUACGUUUAUUUUUUUUGUUUAGGUGGGUGGAGGUACUUAAAAUAAAAAAUUUUAAAUUGUACUAUAACUAUACUAAUAUAAAAUUCAAGAUGGUAAUUUUGUUAAAAUAGAUUUUUAGAAAAAUGUUGUGGAUAAAACUUUCAUUUAGGUUCAUUAUGGUCAUUUAUUUUCUACGAUUUUUUGAAGUUUUGAAAAAUUUGAUUAUCGUAGUUUAUAAUCUAUUAUUUAAUCAAUAAUCAGAGCCCACCAAAUGAUAAAGAUUUUCUUUUCCAUGAGUUAAUAUCAUACAAUAAUACUCGUGACUACUGAUUAAAUAUUUUAGUAAAUUAUAAACCACAAUAAUAUUCAAAUUUUCCAAAACUUUAAAACUUGUAGGAAAUACUAUACCUAAAAAAAAAGUCUCAACUAUUAAACAUUUUCUAAAAAUCUAUUUACAAAAUGGCUAUCUUGAAUUUAAAAAAAAAAUAUAUUAAAAAUAUUGAAUAGAACAAAAGUUAUUUCCAGUGGUAAAUAGUCCUGUUACACUCUGUAUAUAUAAUAUGUGUAAUACGUUGGUGUAUACUACAUACAGGGUGAUAUGGCACGUCACAGGGAGGGACCUACCUACCAUAUUAUAAUGACAUCAAUAUACCGUUUGUAAACAUCAACGUUAUCCUGUAUUUAUUGGUUUUAUUUUACAAUUAUAAUGUCCUAUAUUGGUAAUAAUAUUGAUAAUAUCGCGGUUUUACGGUGAAUCGCUUUAAAAAUGCAAUUGAAAUUUUGGCAAAAAGUCGAUCAAAAUAAUUACUGCGAUUUUCUACAAAAUUGAUUGGCCUUUUCUCGCAAAAACUUUUUUCGUGCCGUCCUUGAUAGUAGUGAAAAUUGGUGGUGGGCAUGUGGAACCAGUAGCGUACUGGUUAAGCCCGGAUCUAUCCACUUUUCUCAGAAGAUAAAUGUUCGACAAAUUUGCUUUAUGUUAUAAACAUAAUGUACCAACGAGAAGAUGGUUUGCAACCUAUAAUAUGAUUGAAUGCAUCCACUGCAGAUUAUUGAAAAAACUUUAUAAUUUGCAGUAUAUUUUGUUUAUUUUUAGUUUGAUAAUAUUAUUACUUUAUGAUAGAAAAAUUUUAAGUUCAAAAAAGUUAGUAAUAAUAAUAGUAGUAUUAAUAGUUGAGCUAGUUUUGUGCACCAAGGAAGAGGAGGAACGGCAAAGGCAUCUACAGGGGUGACCGUAAAAAGCGACAUCGAUGACAACUGGGCUGAAGGCAGGACAAAUAUCGUUUUUGUAUAUUGUUUUACUAAAUCAAUAAAUGAUAGCGGCCAGGUGGGAAAGCAAAGCAUAGGAAACCUACCCCCUGUUCGACGAUUCAAGAUUCAAGUAGUAAUAGUAGUAGCAAUAGUAAUAGGAAUAAUAUUAUUAUUAUUAGUAGACAGUAGUGGUGGUGGUAGUUGUUAAGUAGUAAUAUUUCCCGUCAUCCAAACACGUCUGACCUAUCCAGAAAACGAUUUAUACCAAAGCCACUGUUCGGAACCCGUCUUUUGAGUCAUCCUGUAUCUAUGUGCGCUCGCGCGCCUAUACACACGAGCCGCGCACGUACACUUAUACCGCUGCUGUGUAUGUGUAGUAGCCGUGUAUAUGAAAAGUAUACGUGACGUUUUUUUUUUUUUUUUUAGAUUUUAAAUUGGAAGACUCCUAUAACCUUAUAGCAAACGACUACUACAAUAUACUGUAUAAUAUAACAUAACAAUGAUGUAACCGAGGCGGCGGCGGAAACGUUAGUUUGUUCUCGACGGGCGGUCGACUACGAUUCGCGUUUACACCUUCGUCGUCACUCGUCAUCACUGCACUGCCGUCACACUAAACACAAUAAUAUAAUAUUAUGUUAUUAUAUUAUACUAUAUAGUAGUGUUUGGCGAACGUCAACGAAAUUAAUAAUAAUAACGAAAAACAAAAUAAAUAUUGGCCGGUUAGAAGGAAAAAAAACACCUAUGAUCAGUAAAGCUCUAUCACUAUAGAAUCGAAUUCCCCCCACUAAGCUCAAAAAGAAAACAAAGUAAUAUACUUUCUAAAAAAAGGGGUCAUCAUGUUCAUCAUGAAAUCGCUAUAAAAUUUGUAGAAACUGUUUUUGGAGAUUUCAUACUCUGUAAUUUUUAAAAUCAUCUACCCUCCAUUUAUUUUAUCAUUGUUGGAUUGAGAUAUUUAACUUAUCGUGCAGGUAAGUAAAAUGUUCAAAAACAACUACCAAGCUUUUAAAACUUAUUAAACAGGCACAAAUGGCAAACUGUGGCAAAACAGGUACAAAGGAGUAAAAGGAAGGAGAACAAAUAGAAGUAUAAAACUGAGAAAAUUAUAAGCUUGGUAAAUCUUGAUAUUUAUGCAUUUUUGCAUCGCUCUUUUUAAAUGGUUUUUUUUUUACUUUUAAUCAAUUUUUAGUAGAUUUUGUGUUAUUUACUAUAAUAAUAGAAUAUACUACUUCCAAGAAAAAAAAAAUGGUAAAAUUUGAGUAUAUUAUUAAUUUUAGGCGAGAGGUUGAUAGUCGAAACUAUAAAAAAACACAUUCUUAUUGAUACUAUUUCCAUUCAUGUAUCAAAUUUCAAACCCCCCACCCCACUAGCUUUAUUUAUGAAGCCUGUUGGAGUGUUGAAAAGCUAAAAGCAAAAUACCACAACAUCAUGUAGGUGAAAUUCAUAUUAUGCCAAUUUUUUAGCACUUCAAAACGAUUUUAAUUCCCGAGUUUUGAGCUCAUUUGAUCCAAAAGUGUAGCGAAAAAAAGACUCAAUACAUUGCAUUAAUCUUGGGAAUAAUUCGACAAAAUUGAGUGUUUUAUUUUCCGCGUGUAGUUAAGUUAAAUCAGAAAUCAACGAGAAGGGGAUUACAUUUUUAAAGAGUAUAUUUGAACAUAUAACCCUCCCUAUAGGAACUUAGAACUCUUCGAAAUUGAUAGUUCGUCUGAAAUACUUUUUGAAAACCGUUCUGACCGACAGACUGGUCUUUUAUGUUAAAGCAAAACUUUUAUAUCACACUUUUCAGCCGUUUUUUCGUUUCGGGGCAUAUUUUUUUAAGGGCAUUAUAAUGCGGUCAAAAAAUGUUUAAGUCUCAUUUUUUCAAAACGUGUUUUUUUCAAUAACCACGUUUAAACUAAAUUCCUUUUUGCGUCACCAUCGUCGUGGGGUUGUUACGAUCUUUCUCGAUAACGAAAACUUUGCUGUCAGUCGUUGUCGUGUAAUAUUAUAUACUAUAUAAUUUUUUUUUUUUUUUUUUAUCGUGACGUUCUUUUUUGCCACAAUAUUGUUAUACUCGUAUAUAAUCGUUUUUAAGAAAUUAUACGACGACGAUUUUACACGGUAGUUUGUGCGAAUCGUUUGUAAAUCUCAUUUUAACGACCCCGCGUGUAUAAUGGUGACAUUUUUCGAAUAUUUUCAAACAAUCAUUACCGGAAAAAAAUGCGAUCGCCGACGACCAGAAACUAUAUACUGUAUAUUAUAAACUAAACAUUACCGAAACUCGAUACUGUAUAUUAAUAAUAUUCGAUUGAUUUCGGUUAAAUGAGAAUUUAAUUCCCAUACUUUUUCAAACUUUCUCUCACAGAAAUAGUCGGGAAAAACGCGUGGUGUGCAUGUUUAUUAGCAACGAUAAUAAUUAUUGUUGCCGACCGAUUAAAAUUUGACGUCACGAAUAAGGAAUUCGUUGGUCGAAAUUAUUUUUCACGGAGACUGAAGUUUUCAGUUGCUGUCGCACAUUAAAUCGAAAUUAUUAAACCAGGGGAAAGAGGGUUGAAAAAAUUACUAUAUAAAUCUAUGGUUAAACGUCGUAGCAGGAUAAUGUUAUGUUUUUUUGCGAAUAUUUGACUUGCGGGUGAAAAUAUUGGGCAAAUAUUUGUUCAUAAAACAGUGUAUAUGUGUAGUGUGUGCGUAUCAGUGUUAACAAAUUUGCCACCAUUGACUACUAUCCCGCCUAUUUUUAAACGAUUUAGUAUAACUUCUACUACCUAAUUCAUACUCCUUUCCAAUUUAACUACCAUAUAAAUAACUUGCCAAUAAUAUCUGUCGGAAUCUAUGUUUGUGUUUUUGGUUUCACUUUAACACCUACUCUCUAUUCUCUCAAGCAUAUUGAAAUCACCUGCUGCAAAACCCUCCUAGGGAACCUCUCAACAGUUAUAUCUUCUCUCCUCACUCAAAAUCCUUUUCUGCUCCCUUAUUCACCCUAUCCUUGAAUACGGCUCCAUCCUCUAAAACCCUUCCACGUCAUGUGGUAAAUCUGCUAUCGAGCGUUUUAUUUCAACGCGAAUUCCUCCAUUUAGUCGCCUUCCGUUUCAACAUCCCCACCCACCUCAUGAUUACUCCUUCAUUCUCCAUGAUUUACAGCUAACUAGCCUUGCUGAUCGCAGAUAUUUACCUAAUAUUCUUUUUCUCUCUAAUCUCAUCUCCGGCAAAAUAGAUUUUCCUUCUCUCUUAUCUCAACCCACUUUUAAAAUGUCUCUUCAUCUUACCCGCUCUUCUCUAUCUUUCAUAAUUCAAUUCUCUUCUUUUAAUUAUUCUCUCAACUUACCCAUUUCUCGCCUUUUGCGCGCUAUCAUACAACGCCUACAACUAACAAAAGGAGUUUUUCAUUUUGUAAGCGAAUGGGCCAUGUUCUGAUAAAAUUAUAAUUAUCAAUUCUUAUAAGAAAAAAGUUAAUGUAUAAAUAUAUAUUAUUCUAUGCAUUUUCCACUUAUUCCAAAAAUCGGAGAGCAUCUUAUUCUGAACUUAUUCUUCUCAAGUAUUUGGGUUAACCGAUUAUACGGAGUUUGUUCUCAAUUUAUUUCCGUAUAAGUUUGAAAUUCCGGGAGUAUUUUGAUUAAAAUUAGAAGAAAAAAAGUUAAGAACCACCCUAAUAAUUUGUGUGAAAUACUCUCGGACCGCGUUAUUGUAUAGAUUUCGCAAAGCAAAAUAACUUCGAUGAUAAAAUAACUGGUAAAAACUAGAAGUCUCGAUUAAAAACGCGAAUUAAUUAAUAAAAGACUACGUGAAAACGAAGUUCGUAUACACGUGAAUGAAAAAUAAAUUCUCGGUUAGAGUUAGGUGUUCACAUGUUUUAGUGUUAUUCACGUGAAUAUGUAUAGAAAAAAUAUGUGAAUAUACGUGUUCACGGAUUUUUUUUACGGUUUUGUAUAGGUUCCAAUGUUAAUUUCACGUAAAGGCGUGAAAACAUGUACUCGUAAAAUCGGGAUCUCUAUAGUAAAAAUAAAAAAAUCGUCCGGUAAUUAAUUGCACGCUGCCGUUUAAUUAUUAUAUAAUAUUAAUAUCACGUAGCUCACGUAUUACACUUUAAUAAUAAUAUCGAACGCGUAGUUUCGAACGAACGCAAAGACAAGCCCUGGCGUAACGGUUUUAAUGGAAUAUUUUUAGUAUAAUAAUAUUAGAGGUAUCGCCCGCGCGAAUAUUAUAAUAAUAUAACAUUAUUAUUAUGAAAACCGUGGAAAUGACUUUUCGGAAUGCAAAGGAAAUGGGAAGAAAACCCUCCGGUGGCAGUAAUCUCGUGGGUUUAUUAAUAAAUAAUUGUUUUGGGGGGGAGGGAGUUUUAUAGAAAAAUCGAGGUAAAACUCGCGCGUGUAUUAAUCGUGUUUCCGGACUUUUCUCCCGUUUCCGCGGUGAGUCGUAAUAAAACGAUUUCGAGUUUUAGACCGCAUUAUAUUCUAGAGGGAAACAGUUUGUGGCGUGAUCGAUGAGAUUAUAGAGCUGCUGCGACCGGUACAAACCAACGGCGGCGGUGGAACGUCGACUGUCAGAAAACUCGCAGUACAUCAUAAUAAUAAUAAUAAUAAAUAAAUGAUAAAAAUAAAUGUAUAAUUGCUCAUCGGACGGUAGUAAUGAAAAAAAAGAUUUCCAAAACGUAUAGCUUUAUAUGAAGUAUAUUGAAGAGGAUAGGAUAAGUACCGCAUGAUAUUUUCUUUAUCUAUUAGUGGCCAACACACUAUGUACACGAUUAAUAGCGUGGAAAUUCAUACCGAUUUAACAUAAUUCAAUAAAUAAAAAAACUAUUUAUAUAUAAUUAGCGCAAUAAGUAUUCCGAUAUCGGAUUUGGAUUCUUCUUAGUGUUAUAGUAUACCCUCGAGAGAUCAGUUUUACCACUUUUCAAUAUUAUGACCGAAACAACGAAUGUACGGAUUUUACUAUGAUGUGUUGUCCGUUAACUAUUUUUUACCUAAAAUAUUUUUUUAGUGUAAAUAGUGUUACAAGUUUAGAAAACCUAGAUAUGUCAUGAAAUUCAGCAUUAAAUUAGAAACUUCCUAGGAUUUUCAAAACUUAACAUUUUAUGAUUAUGUCAGGUUAGGUUAGUUUUACACAUAUUUUGUGUCGCUGAAGUAAAAGAAAACAAUUCUGUUGGUUUAGGAUAUUGUAAUUUUAUAAUAUUUAUAAAAUGUAUUGAAACAUGAUACUAAAAUAUUACUGAUUUGGUGUUCUUACAGAAAGUACAGGACGUUGUUAAUCACUUGGAAUCUGUGAGAGUCCAUCACUCGCCGGACAAACUUUUUGAAAAACCGCCACAACAAGAUCACGGCAAACCGUCGGAUAACACCUGUCCAGUUAUACAUGCGCUUCCUGAUUCUCUCGGUGCUCAACACAUUGACCUAACCUCAACACAGGUCGUCCACGCCGAACGGAAGCCGUUGAACCCAGCCGUGAGCCUUCUGCGACACCAGGAGCAGGAGCAUCGGAACGGUGGUGCACAAACAUCUUCGACCAGCGCAUCAGAGGACUACGGUUGGGAAGCCAUGUUGCAACAGUACCAACAGCAACCAGACUACACUCCGUACGGUGGUUACGGUGUCCAACCGAACUCCGGUUACUUCAACUACGCGGCCACCGAAUCUUCCUGGUACGGUUCGCCGUCGUCGGUCGGUGGCAGUGGCGGCGAUCACACGCUUAUGGUAAGUCACAGCAUUAUAAUGUUUUCGUGGAAAGUCGGGUUAUACCUGGUAUGAGGUUGGUUUAUGUUGAUUAUUUGGGGUGGCAGAUUAUCCAACCAAUUUGUGUUUGUGCAUGAAAAGUGGCGACAAAUCAUUGGAUUGUAAAAGAAAACUUAAUUAUACCAAAAAUAGCAGGGACCAAUAUAUUUUUCGUGUAGGAUAUGUUAAGUCAAUUUUUCUAAUAUUGAACAUGUCAUUUCAAUAUGUGUUUUAACGUUUUAACAGAUUUUUCUGUUUUUAACAUUUUCUUAAGAAAUCGGAACAAGUUUUCUGUUCAAAAAAAUGCUUAAACACAAAAAAAAAAAUAGUAAAACCAAUAGAACCUACGCACUGAAUCUAAACCAAGUCAUUAUUUUUUUAACUGUGAUUUUGUUUUCGUAAAUUUACAUUAUAUUAUAAAAAUUAUCCAGUCCUUUAGAUUUUGAGUGUACUGAAGAAUGUAUUGGCUUUACAAAGGUGUUUAUUUUUUUUAUUAUUUAAACAAUUUUUCUACCAAAAAAGAGCUUACUCCGAUAUAUACGAUAUAGAUCCUUUUCUGAAAGGAAAUUUUUUGUGGUGGUACUUUAGGGUUGUCAUUUUUCGAUUUUCUCAGGAGUUUUCUCAUCAAAUGUGAAAGACCUAGGAAAAACAGGAAAAUGUACGAAAUAUAUUGGUAAAAUAUUACAGUUUUGUUUCUAUAGACAACUUUACUAUCAACAAUUUUGCUCUGAUUUACAAUGAUAGCACUUUUUCUGAAAGUAGAUCUGUCUAAGAAGGUACUUUAGAGAGAUCAUUUUUUGAUUUUUCCAAGAGUUUUCGCAGCAAAUUUUUUAAAAACCGUGAAAAACAUAGGAAACCCGAGAAAAACGGAAAAAUCGGUACAAUAUUAAAACAAAUAAAAAAAUAAAAAAAAUAUAUAAUGCCUAUUUAAUUAUUUUACCAUAUGGCAUAUAUACGUAUUGUUGACAAAACAUCACUAUCAACUGAACUUCGCUCAGAGUCGUUUUUAGUAAGUAAUACCUAGUUUACAAUCAGCCCACUUCCGUGGCAGUCAGCAGAGAAGCGAGCAUAAAAAUGGACAGCGCGAGUAUGUAAACACGUCACUCGCGCUGAUGAUCAUGCUCCUCGCACUGACGCUGCCCGACGCUCCCGUCUAGUAGAGCGGUAAACUGAGCAGCGCGAGCAGCAAAAUAACCGACAAUGCGAUCAAUCCGGUCAAUUGCUGCUCGCGCUGCUAUAAUUAGCAGGGCAAUGUAAACACUCACUGCCGUCGACGCUGUCGCAGAAGUAUUUUGAGGAGUAAAUACGGCAGCGCGAGUAGCGAUGGCAGCGGCUGAAUGUAAAAUAGGUAUAAUAAUUUAUCUUUGUUUACGGAUACAAAUUAAAUUCCCCUCUAUAUCCUAUCUUCAAAACUUCCUACUUACAAGUAGUAAACGAAUAUUUUUCUUUGGUGUUACUAUGAUUUUACUAUGCCUUUUUUUUUUUGUCUGUAAACAACUCUCCGAAAAGAAAUACUCCGAUGUAUAGUAAACCUAAGCUACAAAAUAGACGAAACUCACAUUUCGGAAAGGUAUAAAAAAAAGCGUAAUUAGUUUAUUUUAAAUUUAGAACCUAUCCCAGUAUUUUUGUACAUUUCAUUUAUAUAUUGUGUUACAUUAAAAUAAUUAACAAUUUCAUUAUUGGUAAAAAGGUUAAACCAUUAAUCUGCUGUCAUCAACCAUACUGCAAAAAUGAUAAAAAUUAUCAGUGUUUUUUAUUUAUUUUUUUUGUAAGCCUAACUCCUUUGUAGUUUUCUGUUAGUGUUUAUAUAAUAUUGUUCAGCUAUAUAUUGUAUAGCUUAACUUACUCAAAAUCCAAUUUGAUUAUCUGUGAACUGUGAAUUAGGAAAUAAUUAUUUUUUGGAACAUGUAUUCAAAAUUUAAGUAAACAAAAUAUUGUUAUAAAACAUCAUACUUUUUAGUCCUGAUAACAUACUUUUAAAUAAAAGUUCAGGACUCAAUGAGAACUUUCAUCGCAGGUCCACGAAUCUACCUUUUGUAAAUCAAGUCGCCGCCCUUCGUCUAACGAUUAAAUAAUAUGGUUAUCGGAGCUUUAAUUAUCAUAUAAUAAACACCGUUAAUCAUUGUACAGCGCCCAUUUAUCUGCAAUAAUAUGUUUUGAUAAAUAUAUCGGUUUUUAGGAUUACCCUUAAAUUUCUGACGCCUCAGAGUUCUUUUAAUUGUCUUUUCAUUAGGUAGGAAAUAAAUGUCAUUAUUUUAACGAACUAAUGAAUAUUGUGGUACUUGAUUAAUAACUUUCGAAGAUAUUUGUGAAAGAAUCUAAACAUUAUUCGCCAUAUUAUCUUGAAUUUUUCGAAUAAGGCCAUGUUCAUAUCGACAGAAUGAGAGUGUUCUUUUACUAUCUUUGGAUUUUCAUAAUCUUAUUUUAAUAAUGGUUAGUGAAAAAUAAUAUACGGGGAAUAGGUGCCUCUGAGCAAAUACAAGACUUGUGCUCAGUAUUAAAUAAUAUAUAGAUAAGUACCAGUUUUAUCCUCGUAAAACCAAACAAAAACUAAAAAGCUGUCCUAGAAUAUUGGGGACGGGUCACGGGUACAGUCAUUGUUAUAGGUGAGAAGUUGGAAAGGUAGAAGAGGAGAAAUUGAAUGUGCUUUUAACAUGUUUUUUUUUCGUUUUUUCCCAUUCAUUAUGAAAAUCAAAAAAAUAACCUCCCUAAAGUACCACCCCAGUUAGAUUUCCUUUCAGAAAAGUGCUAUCAUUGUAAAUCGAAGCAAAAUUUCUGUUAAAAACCACCGGAAAAAAAAAUAAACAUUAUUGUUUACAAUGAAAUAUAUGUAUGUAUGUUUGGUAUGUAUUGGUUAAAACCAAUACAUUUCUCGCUCCAUUCAGAAUCUAAAAUUAUCUAUCAGUAUUUUAAUUAUUUCAAUAAUAAUUCGACAGUUAACGUUUUUUUUAUUUUUGGUAAUCCAUUAUUUAGGGAAUUCCGCAUUUUUUUCGAUAAGGUAGCUUAUUGAGUUAAAGAAUAGAGCUACAGGUGGGUGUACAGAUGAUCAGUAGUUAACAUAAUAACACACUGCGAAAAUCCUAUUUGAAUUUCCUACAUGAUUUUUUUUUAUUUCUUAUUACGUAUCUCUAAGUACAUAUUAUACGCAUAACUAACAAUAUUACAAACAGGCAUGUCCUGUUGAAAAGUGAUAAGAAAUAUUUAAAUCUUAUUUAAAGGUUAUGUUCGGUUUAUUUAAAUUAUAUAGGUUUAAAUUUUUUUUCUGACUCGCCGCUCACCAAUUUAUACGCGACCCAAUAGUUUUUUGGAAGAAGUAAUAAUUAUCCUAAAUACAUAUAUCUAUCAUGUAAAGUUUAUUCUUUUUUUUCUGUGGAAGUCUGUAUAAAACGAGUAAAGAUGUGAAAUAUUGGUUUAUGGAGUGACCUAGGGAAAUGGGGGAGGGUAUCUGGUUAUACUUAAAUUUUCUUUUAAAUCUAUACAGACUUACGUCAAAAUAUCGUUUCAUAUUUGCAUUUAAAUUUGUAUAUUUCAGCAUGGUGGUCUAUCGCAUAACUCGUGCAACACACAUAUCGGUGACAGCGCCGGAAACUUCCUGAACCAUGGUUAUCAUCAGACUACAUCGACAGGUUAAUAAUUUCGUUCUCUCUUCUAUACGAUAAGCUCGUAUUUCUAGUUUCCGUUAUUUUCUGCAAUAUAUGACGUUAUCUGUAUGCGUGUGUUAUAGCGGGAGCGACAUCGUCUUCAGCUGAAUCGUUUGCCGCCUCAAACAACCAUCCGGGCGUAUCCGGGGUCAACAUGGAUCCCAUGGCUGACUUUUUAGGAGGUCACCAAAACAUGAACGAAACCGAUAAGAUCAUCAAGGUAAUUCAACGUAAAAAUGAAAUAAAACAAAUUUUUUAAUAAUAAUACUUUCCAUUUCCUAUUAAUUGCAUUUGUCGCACACAAUUUUAUAUUUUGUGUUAUUUCCAUUAUUUCUUUGUCCUAGUCGUCUAAGGUGUAAAGUUCUGUUCCGUCAUCAUGUCCGUCGUUCUUAUCAGUUAAUUAUCUAUUCCAUCAUCGUGUAUUGAAACACAAUUUUCAUUUUGGAUUUUUUUUUUUUUUUAUCCGGAUCCUCAGGAGGAAUCGAUCGAUUGGCUCUCGACCAUCAUAAAUAACGAUGAAGUCGACCAACAAGGUAACCGUCAAGACCUUGGUGAAGGGGGUGGCGGUAGUAGUGGUGGCGGUGGCAGCGGCAACGGUAAACUUGCAGUCGGUGACUUACCGCCGCACAAGGGCGGCCAAGAAUCUAACGGCCGGUUGCCUAACUUCCAUCAAGCAUUUGGGUCCACCGAAAUAGGCAGGUUUUCACAGCACGAAUACUAUGAACCACCUAAAGACACUGAUCAAAUCAGCGGCGAAUGUCAGGGGCAACAGGGGCCAACCAGAGUGGCCGGGGGCACCGGGGUGGGACGAUCCGAAGAACAUCAGCAGCCGUCUACGGUUACGUUCGAACCACCUCGGCAGCAGAACAGGCGGGGCCGGACGCAACGCGGUGGCGGGCAGCACAGGCGCAACAGCAAGCAGACCAGGACAGCAGUCGCGGCCGCUGCAGCAGCCGCCGCGGCUGCCGCCCAACAGUACGUCGGUGGUUACGACGUGACCGGUUCGACGAUGGUUACGGGUACCGGAAGGCAUCAACAUCAAAUGCCGCCGUACCAUCAUCAUCAUCACGACCCGUACGGUCGUAACCAACAGCAUGCUCAUCAGCGGUACCAUCACCAGGAAUACCAUCAUCAUCACCAACAACCGCCACCGUCUCCGUCGUAUCAACAUCACCAACAAGAGUAUUACCCCCGGCCAUAUGACCGGAUGCAUCAUGGCUACCAACAACAACAACAACAACAGCAACUGUUACCGCCGCAACCGUCGACAAACCAUCAGUCUUCGUACUACAACAAUAACCGUGAACAGUCGUACACCGGCGGCGGUGGCAGUUAUAACCGUUUUCAUUCGUGUUGUUCCACCGAGCAUAGUAGCAUAGCCAGGCCUAAUCAUCACCACAACUACGGCGGCGGUGGCCCAGGCCAGUACUACGGUGAUUACAACACUAGCUAUAGCCAAUGGUGA